ACAUGCGUUGCGUGUUAACUCCUCGGUCGCUAACGCUGCUAACGUAGUAACGUUUCCGCGUUCAAUCCGUAAGCUGUGCACGUUCUGUCGGUAUUAUUGUGUUGCCGUCAGUCGCGCCGUCGUGUUUCGUGUACAAAUAUAAUUUGCGAAAUUUCCCAAAAAAAAACAUUAACCGUUCAAAGUUACGUAUAUUUAUUAUUUUUUUUUUUAAUCAAAAAUUUUAAACUUCGAUUCCGGACCGUAGUCGCCGACAAAUAUACCGAACAGUACCUGGACUAUAAUAAUAUUAUUCGUCCGCGUGCACUACCUUAUUACGCCCAAAUAUCGAUUUCCAGUUGACCGGGAAACCGAGAUAAAUUUUCAAGCUAAAUUUUUCGAAUCAGGUCAGUACUAUAAUAUUUAUUAUAUGCUUAUUAUUUUUGGUUUUUUAUUUUUUUUAAUUAUCAUAAUUUUUGAUACAUGAUAAUUUUAUUAUUGGACGUGUUAAAUCGUUAACAAUUAUCGCGGUCAAUUAAAAGGAAAAAAAAAACAUUGCGUUAUAAAUAUAAAAUAUUAUUUACAAUAAUUUCAGUACCGAUAUCGGUUUGGAUUCGAAUUGUUUUGCCGCAGUAUUCACGCUUAUCCAUCUAAUAAUAACGCAAUACAUUGGUUUUUGUCGCGUGUUUCGUUUUUGAGUUUGGUCAAAUAAUAUGCUAAUAAAUUAUAAUAUUAUUAUUAUUUUCGGAAUUGUUUUUGGCAUACCCACUACCUAGCACCCGGGUGAUAUGAUAUCAUUGUACUGUCCGUACUGUACCUGGUAAUUUAGUUUUGUUUUGGCCUGGGAAUUAGGUAGGUGCAUAGAUAUAAUCACAACGCCCCGUACACUUACGAAAUGCAUACGUGUGAAUUGGGUUCUGAAAAUUGUUGAUGUCGCGAACAAAAAAAAAAAAAAAAAAAAUAUAUAUAUAUAUAAUACGAUAAUUAAUUUAUUCGAGUGUCUGAUAUAAUAAAUGGUGUCUCCUUCGUACGAUUGCGAACAUAGUGGCGUGGGCAAUGUAGAUUGGACGGGCACGUUAUUUCAUCAUUUUCGAUGAGUACUCGCCUAAAUUUUUCUAGGACACCGCAGUGUAAUCCGAGUAUCGUUACUGUACUGAAAUAAUUGGUUGUGCGAUGGCGAAUCGGCACCUAUAUUAGCGCGCGGGAUAUUUUUCAUUUACUAACCAGUGCGAAUGUUUCGCGCGAAGUUGUUAAAAAAAGAUGAAAUAACAGUCGGGCACUACUCAAUAUUAAGUUUUUUUUUUGUUUUUUUGUUUUUUUCCGACCGGUCGCGGAUACCGGUAUUUUUAAUGAAGCCCGUCGCGUAUUGUUUCGUCUUAAUUUCCCCUAAGUUCGUACGGAUAACCUCGGAAUGGACGACGGACGCAAUAUUGAGAUGAAUUGAACACUGCCGUAUGUGGUGAAUUGUGUAAAACGUUCGGGAAAAAUAAAAAUCUGAAUUGGAUCUGCACGUUUCUAAGCUUUUGGUGGGUUUUGGAAAUUCCAAUUUCGUAUUUUACGCAUCGCUGGUACGUUUCGGAGUUGUCGGGAAAUGUAAACCUAUAAUCUAUACAAUUGACCAGAGGUUCCCAAACUUCUCACCCCCCCCCCCCCCCCCCCNCUGUAGACCAUUUGAUAAUUUAUCCUGUUUUUCUGUAGCCUCCCCCCCCCUCAAUAUCGUUUAUCUCCCUCUAUUUAUAUUUCAGUCACCACCAAUUUCUUUGUCGACGGUACAGACUCCUGGCACGUCGAAAUGACAGACGCUCGGGCUCUGCAUAGAUCACUUUGGGAACCUCUGCAAUAGACGGUAAUUACCGUUGCCGGAAUAAAUAAAUAUUACAUUAUAUUAGGUAUGUUAAUAUUUAUGGACGCGUACCAAUAACAUAAUAUGGACGUAAUCGGAUUGUCGCUUUAUUAUCGGUUUGGAAAUCGCUCUAGUGAGCGGGUAAACAAUUAGAUUUUCCACGAAACAUAAUAAUAAUUUAUUUUUGAUUUAUAAUUUAAGAUCCGAACGGCGGCGGAGUGGGGGCGGGGGUAAGGAUUCGCGUUGACGUGAGAGAGAGAGAGAAGAAGAUCGACGAACGUUAUAUAUCGUUUGGGCGCGCGCACGCACAUCUUUCUCUUCUGUACCACGCGUACCUACCCACCUACUUGUUGUAAAAUUCUUUAUGAAAUCAUUGUGUUUUUUCAAAAUGAUUGACACGACGCGCCGUCGUGUUUAUUGUGUAGCAGGUUGACGUAAAAAUUGCCGUCUCGGUCAACAUAACAUUGUGUACAUCCGUGGGUAACGAAAGAGAGAAAAAAAAAAAAACCCGCUUACCUGUAAUUUUCGCGUCUCUGGUUCUCUUUGCGCGCACCCAAUAACAUUGGAAUCGGGGACAAAAUGUAUUCGACCACUGUAAUAUUUAUUUAUGUAUUUCUUUUUCCUAUAUUUCGACGGCCGUGAUUUCAAUGUCGUCCGUUUUACGCCUGUAAUAAUGUAAAACAAUCGUGAUGGUUUAUUUGUUUUCUUUUUUCUUUUCUAGCAGAUAUUAUUCGUGUACAGUCGAUAAUAGCGUGAAGUGUGUGUGUGUGUGUGCAUUGUUUACCUCUACUGCAGCGGGUGUUUGUCGUCGGUUUUUUUUUUCUAUUAAUUCUUUAAAAAACUAUAAAUAGGCAUGCACGACAUUUUCCGUUUAUAUUACCUAUAUUAUUCAACACAAUGUUAUAACUGAGUGGUCAACAUUAAUGUACGCACCUGCUUAUAAAUACGAGUCCGUUUGAAAUGAUUAAUGCAAAGCAACGUGAUUUGUAUUUAUAAGUAGGGUAUAAGUAAAUACUAGAUACAUACUUACCUAGGUGCCUACGUUGUUAUGAUAUUUUUCACUGAGUUUUUUUUGUAUUUUUGUCCCCAACUUCUUCCGAGGUCAUUUGAUAUUUUCGUGUAUAAUAAAUUAAGAUUUAAAGAGUAUUCAAAUGAGGGUUGCUCUAUGUCAUAGUCGUUAUUUCUUUUACUACCUACCCGCAGUCUAAUAAUAAUAAUAAUAAUAAUAAUAAUAAUGGUGGUUCGGUCUUCUGUACUAUGUAUUUUUUUUCUUUUUUUUUCUAGAUAAUGUACGGUUUUAGACAUCUGAGAGUUAUUUACAAAUACAAUAAUAUCGUUGAGUUAUACCUCGAGUUAUACCUAGGUAAUCGUAUAAAAAUCAAACCCAAGACCCAACCCAUUAUAUAGACGUCGGUUUUUUAUUAGGUUUUAUAUUAGGGGGGGCCUGUGCGCUCUGAAGCGUGUUGAGAAAUAAUAUGUGUAGAUGGGUCGAGUAUACGGUGUCUAAUACCUGCUACACACAUUGCACGUAUACAAUUAAUCUGUAAUAUAUUUAACCAGACUUCAUCCCUCUCUCAUUUUUGGGUUAUCCAUGUCGACCUUCGUCAGUUUUCUCCCUUAUAUAAUUCCAAUUGUAACGUAAAAACUCCAGACGAAUAAUACGUUGGGGAUUUUCGUUAUAACUUGAUGAACGGCGUUUAUUGUGUUUCUAUACCUGUUUUUUAACCUGUAGUUUGUACGUUCGAAAUCGGUCAUAAUAACGACCAAUUGUCUAAUGUGUAUAUAUGUAUGUAUAUAUAUUUUUUUUAUUAGUGUCUCGAAGCGUUUUCGAGUGUUGAGGGAACGACGUGUUCGUAACGGGAGAGGCGUUUUCAACACCAAAUUAUUAAAACAUCCCUCUAAUAUUAUUAAUUGAAAAUAAAGCCACCUCGCGGGCCAUUGUACCGCUUUGCGUGUUUAAUACUUAAUACGUGUAAUUAUUCUACGGAGUUUUUUUUUUUUUUUCUUACUCGACAUUAUUGCAGGUGUAAUUUUCCCAGGUUUUGUUCUUUUAUGAAAUACAAUUGCUUAAAGAAUUCUGCGGUACAAGCAUAUUUAUUUAAAACAGUAUGGGCGAAGCCAAAUUACAUAAUAGAAAUGUAUAGUAAAUUACAGUUAAUAGAUAACAGUAAGACAAAAUGGUGGUUACGAUAGAAAACUGGUUGUUUAUUAGCCAUGCGCAUCAUACUAUCAUGGAUAAGGUAAUUGCGACCGUAGUUUGUAGACAAAUUAUCGGCGUUGAAAAAGGAGUAUGGAAACGGAAAGAAUGCUGAGGCACUCUAAAUUUGAUACUUGAGAGGAGAGUGGGGCAUCCAUAGAACCAUCUAAGAGUUUGUGUGGAAAUUAUAGAUUUUCAGCUGAUUUUCUGUCAGCUAGUGAAGUAAGUGUUAAUUCGGUGGGCUCAGGAAAUUAAUCAUGUGGGGUAUGACCAAUUUUUCGGACAUAGGAAGCGAAUGAAAAGAAACGUUUCUGGACAUGCUCAAGUUGGAGGGAGCUUGAAGCUGUAUCAGGGUCCCAUUACACGGAAACGGAACCAUAUUCUACAAUAGAACGAACUAAGGAGCAAUAAAGUAGUUUUAUAGAAGACUUAAGCUUAAAUCCAAAUGCUAUUCGCUUGACAAUUCCUAAUACUUUGAGAACUCUGCAAGAUGAUGAUUCAAUGUGGUGGUAAAAAUCAAGUGUGGGGAUGUAAAGAAUACCCAGGUAUUUUGCACUCUUCACUGAAACAAGGGUAAAAUUGUGGAUCUUGUAUUUAAAAGGAAUAACAGAUCGACAUCUAGUGAACGACAUAAUUUGGCACUAUCAUAUUGAGACUUAGCCCUAGAGAAUAUAAGUAGGGAACCCAAAUUGUCCACAUUAGAUUGGAGUAAGUGACAAUCAUUUAUGGAUGUUAUUUCCCGAAAUAAUUUGAGGUCGUUGACGAAAAGAAGGAAAUGGCAGUUUAGGUAGUAUUUGUUUUAAAUCAUUCAAGAAUAAGACAAAUAUUAGUAAAGAUAAAUGAAAAAAAAAAAUUAAUAUUGUUAUUUAAACGCAGAUACAAUAUUAUAGUAUUUUUAAUUAUAAAUUUAACCAAAAAUCAUCAAAAUGGUGUGAGUAGGUAUUUAGCGCUGUGAGCAGAGGAGAGUGGUUAGGGGUUUUCUCACCCAUCCAAUAAUUUACGAUAACUGAAUAUUUUGUUGAUAAUUUUAUCUUGAAAUAGUGUGUUUCGAGGUAUUUCAGCCGAGUUGUAAAGUAAAAAGUUUGAUUUAUUGAAUACAAAUUGAUAUCUUUUUUUUAAAUUUGCUUCUAGUUAAGUAUAACAGAAGACGAUUCUUCGAUUUUUUCUAUUCUAAUUGUUAUUUACCAUGUUCCUUUUCACCAUCCAUUGAAAAUUCCUAGAUACGCUACUGUAGGUUCAUGCAUAUCUUUAAUGUGACUGUAUAGUUAUAAUAAUAAAAUCCAUAUACUUAUAUUUUAUGGAACGCUGGUUAUAUUGAAUUUUUUUAAUAUUAAAGCGUCAUACCGAUUACUUAUAUAGGUACGUUAAUAAGUAGUUUUAAACGUUUUUUAGAAAAAAAAAAAAAAAAUAACUCAUUGACUUUUGUUUAUAACGCAGUAAAACCCCCCUGUACUUACCUAUAAUUUAAUGGUAGGGAGCUGAUAAGAGAUUGUAUGUAUCGGUAUCGGUCAGAAAAUCAAAAUAUGAUUAUUAGGUCACAAUAAUAAUAAAAUUCUCGUUGCCGAGUGGCGGCAAGCAGUUCGUUUGAUCAACAAAACAACAUUAACAUCGGACUGGUAAAUAACCACUAGGUACGAUAUAGAAUAAUAAUAAUAAUAAAAUAAAAGCCAUUGUCCCCGGAGGCUAGAUUAAAUCAUAACAGGUUUUUUUUUCGGUACCUCGAGCUUAGAAAAAAAAAAAAAUGAGCCUUUUAAUUUGUAUUGUACAUUUUAGUGUACCAGUAGGUACGUAGGUAUACUUGUUCUUAAAAAUACGAUUUAUUUAUUUUUUUUGAAUUUAUUUUUCUUUCUUCAAAGCCGACCGGAUAAUAAUAAUAAUAAUAGACGUCUGCUGGCGGGACCCCUGUGGUGGUUGUCGGAUAAAUCAAACGCUAUUUGUAAACGGGGAAAACGAAAGAAAUAUCGUGAAUACAAGAGAGAGAGAGAGAGAAAUAGUGAUUUUUUCGGUUCAAUCUUACCAAUUAAUCUAUCUAGUAAAAAAUACAUAAUAUCUUUUCAAACAUAUAAUUAUGUGACGGGUAUAAUAAUUAAAAUUCGGUCGAUUUUUCUGUAUUUUUAACGAAUUUAAGAAUUUUUAUCACAACAUAGAUAAAACAUGUUUCGCUCAAUCAAACAUGAUUUUUAUAAAUUUCUAGGAUUUAUUCUCCCCUCCCCCUCCUAAAAAAAACCUACCAAUAAUGAUUUUAUUUUUCGGAAUUGCGCCUGAGAUCCAUAUGGAUGUAGGUAAUGAGAAAUAGGGUAUAAACAUUAUUUCAUUUUCCUACAGUUAUAUUAAACUUACAAUACGUCAUUUGGUAAAAUUUAACCAUCGCACAUUGUGUGAUUUGUGAUGAAAAGAAAAAUUGAAAGAUCGUCGUUAUAGAUAGUCGAAAAUAAAUGCAAAUCAUACUGUAAACCUGCAGACAUUCUGCGCAACCUCUACAUUUAUACUAUUAUUUUUUGAUUUUUUUUUCCGUUGGUUUUUUCCUUGGACAUUUCUUCCGGCAUUCGAUGUAUAUACAUUGUACAAUGUACACGUAUCAAAGAAAAAAAAACUAUGUCCUACUAACACAUAAUCACAUCUCUUAACUGUAAUUUCCAAGGUAAAUGCCAUAGACAUCUAGUUUUUUUUUAUUCUUUUCAAACUGAAAAAAAAAAUUAAUUCUACAGAUACGUGUUAUAUACAACUAUAGACUAUACUAAUUUUUGAUUUUUACUUAAAAAAAUAACUAUAAUGUUAUUAAAAAAAAAAUGUCCUCGUAAUUAAGAAAAUACAUACUUAAACUAAAUCCCUGACUAAAUUUUAUGUAGUAACUUGUCUUAAAUACAAUAUGUAUUCUAUUUCGUAUUUUAGAAUUUUUUUUUUUUUGGUUAAGCUCAUUAAAAACCACUGCAGUAUUUACUAUUCAUAUUGUAUAUUAUGUUUGUUGAACUUACAAUUUUAUUCGUUAUUGCUUUUUUUUGGGCUCGUCGGAGAUCACUGUUUAUUAUUUACUGGGGAAAUGCCGAAUGACACGUAGUUAUAAUUCUUGACUAAUCAGCAAAUAAUCAUCCAUCCGAGUAUUUGACAUCGUUCGACACUGCUUAAGGCGCUUAUCAUCAUGUACCAUAGCACAUUGUUUCCUAAACAUAUCUAAUCACACAGUCCGAGUUUAUAGCCCAAACGGUAUGUACUACGACGGUAGUUUUUCAUCGAAUAAGACCUAGGUUUUGUUUACAUCAAGGUCAUUAACUUCCUUGGAACAUCAGGUUCGGACCAACUGGUAGGUUAUGUUUUUAAUUACCUUGUGUUUUAUAUAAACCAGUAGUCGAUUUUCGUUUGGGUACGAAUAGGGUUUAGGGAAAUCAAAAAGGGAAAUUAUUUUCCAUAAAGCAGUAUUUAUCGGCUUUGGACUAAAAGUACGUUAUGUUUUGUAAAACUCAACCUAAUUUUUGUAAAAUUUCCAAACAACUCUGAUAAGAUCUGGAAAUACUCUUCCGGACUUCCUCCUUUGAUAUAUCUACUACGUAUGUUAAAUUUUGCAUUUUUACGUAAUUACGAAACAAACAAUUAAUCGUAUUAUCAUAAUAUUAUGCAUGGUUGACAGUUGUCACUCUUUUUGCUACCGUGCAUAUCUAUAAAUAUUUAUGGUGCCUAUAAUACCUACUAGUUUCGUUUAGUUACCUUUAGUAUGUCGUCAACUCUGCGCAAAUCGAUUGUACAUAUUUUAGCUUUUAGGACAAUGAAAUAACGAAUAAAUAAUAUUGUUCUACAUCACAAAUAACAUAAUUGUAACAUAAUAUUAAACAACAUGUGUCUAUGAUUAAUGCUAACAUGUGCAUAAACAUGAACGCGUGUGUAAAUGCAUUUGUUUGUUAAAAAAUAUUCGUAUCUUAACUGACGAAGACAAAAUUGUGGUAAUAAUGAAUUUUACUUCGCUCUGAUGAAUAACAUAAUAUCUAUGUAGGUAUAACUUGUAACGUACAUCGGCAUUCGAAUUAAUCAGCUAAUAAAAUAUUAUUUUUAAUAAGAUUUAUGUAAUAUCAUUUUGUUAAGCAUGCUAGUCGGUUAGAUGUUUGAUCGCAAAUUUUCGAGAAAAUUCCUAUAAAUAGUUCAUUUUUUUAAGACCCAUAAUAAUUUAAAAUAAUCAGAAAAGUAACUCAUCCAAGUCGCUUGCAAAUCAUAAUAUUUUAGAAUUAUUGAUAUAACCAUUUAUAAUAUUUUUUUUAUUUGUGUAUACGAUUCAUGCAACACGGCUGGCUGUCACUAUAUAUUAUAACGGUAUGAAAGUAGGCAAGUACUAGGUAUACACUGACUGUUGAAAGUAGUUAGUGAUGAUUCCCGUAGUAACUAUAGUUGGUAAUACAUAAUUGUACAACAUUAGAUAUAAUAAAGUUUAAGAAACAGUAAAAUUUAACUUUCUUUUUGUCAACGUCAUCUAUAUAAUAUGUAGUUUAAGGCACUUUCUUUUGAUGUGUGCGGUUUGUAAAAAAAUAAUCCUGCGUUUUAAAUGGAGCGUAUCAUUUGACCAAUAUACAUUUAUUGUUGAGGUAAUAUCGUUAUAAUUAUACUAUAUAUACAUAUGUCUAUUUAUUCGUUCAAUUUAGUAAAAAAAAAAAAAAAUCUAGAAAAUGAAAAUAUCUUUCAUUUUUUCAUCUAUGAUAAAUUGUCGUGUCGACCGUAACUAGAAACUGUAUAUUGUACGUUAUAGGGGUAAUAAGUAUUUGUUUAAGUUUUCAUUCACGUAUAAAGUAAUGGCACAUCAUUAUAUCUAACUAAAAAAAAGUAGUUAUUCAUAUUAUGUAGUCCUUAAAUCGCAUAAUAUUAUUGUAAAAACAUAUUUGAAUAAUUAUCUCGAUAAUUAUUAUUAUCAAUUGCUAUUUUGAAAGGGAAAAUGUUUGUGUAGUUUAAACCUAUAUCGAUAAUAAACUUAUAUAAAAGAUUUAGAUUAGAUAUGCACAGUUAUACAAGUAUAAUACUUGUUGUACCUUGUAUAUUUGCAUCUUCGAAGUGUUUUCACUAGACGAGUACGGUGUUAUUUAAUACUUUUUUUUUGACACUUGUGUGUUAGCUAUACUUAUUUGUCAUUUUGUUUGUGUUUUUAUUUUUUUGUCCAUCUAUACUUUGGUAACAAAAUAUUAUUGUAAUUCGAGUAUCUAUUCGCACAAUCCGAUCGCCCGUGCAAGUUAACCAUUAUUAUUAUUAUUAUUCGUGCGGCAAAACUGGUUUUCUUAUUAUGUAAACCCGAACGUUAAACCGGACGGGGCUGCGAUGUGCAUCUGUCUGUCGUGCAGCAACAGCAACAGUGGCCUGUGCUCGCCGAUCCGGAAACACAAAUGAACUUGUUCGGUGUGGGAAAAAGUACCUAUAUAUAGGUAAUGGGAUAUUUUUACGAGUAUGACUCGUAGACAUAUAUAGUGGCAUUUACUUCCGCACAGGAAGUCAAAGACAGGUAGACAUGUGCGUGUGUGUGUCUAUCACUAUCCGCCGCGAGUCCAUUGACAUAUUGAUGUGUACCGUACUUAUAAUACGACUACCUACUAUACUUAAUAAUAAUUAUUUUUUAUAUUACCUAUUAUAUAUAAUUUUUGUUACCUAUAUAUUUUUUAAGUAACUCUCGCGUAUACCGGUUUAUUGUGUACUCCAGUUAUAAAUAUCGUAAUAAAUGUAUUUUGAAGUGUUUAUUCGGCCUCUAGGGUUCUAAAACCUGCCUCCUAAAGAUUUUGGUAAUUUUCGGGAUCUCGUAUCGUAUAUAAAGUUCUGACGGAUAAAAAUACACAUAAUAUUACUCAUGCAAAUGUUUAUUGUUUCGUGAGAUUAAAGACCCGAUUGAGGAUAAUUUCUUACUUUGUACUUUCUAAAGUUUUCCAUAGUGCGAAACGCUCAUCGCGCAAGCUCCGACCCUCAAUCGACCAGUUUUUUACUACGUCUCCCCACCUUAAACCCGGCUUUCCCGAAGUACUUUUCUUUAUUGGGUUCUGUUCCAGUAGUAGAAGUGGGUUUUGGCUUGUUCACUAGGUAUUAUUCAGAGACACGUUUCACAUGGAUUUUGUUGUCUGUGUUUUACAAACUCACGACAAAGCAAAUUGGUGAAAUUUGUAUUCAGCAAAACCAAUGUUAUGCCUUUAGUUUUAAUAUUAGAGUGAAUUGAUUUAUCAUCAAACUUAAAGAUAAGAACAUUAUUUGUGUAUAUUUUGGUUUUUUUUCGAUCUUUUAAUUUUCAAGCGAGAUAAAUUGUGAUAAACUAUUUUACGUACCCUUACCUAUUUCGCUUAAAAAUUAAAAUAACGAAAAAAUUCAAAUGCCUACACACAAUAAAUAAUAGUCUUUUAGUCUCUUAGUUUGAUAAUAAGUCAACUCAUUCUAAUAUUAAAACUAAAAGUCCAAAAUUGGUUCGGUUAAACGUAAAUCAUUAUUUGAUAUGUGGCUCGUUUGUAAGACGGAGAUAGCGAAAGCAUGACGUGUAAUGUGUUGUAAAACAAAACGAAAAUUCCCGAAAAUAAUUAUAAAACUAUUUUUUUAACGUCUAUAUAAUUGAUUUUCUUUUACAAAUAUAUAGUUUUUAUCUUUAUUUUAUAGAUAUAUGUAGUGUUUUUUAACGUUUAUUCGCUAAUUCUGUACACGUGCCGUAGUCCGUAUAUUAUUCCAUUGACAUAAUAUAACAAUAAUAAUUAUGUGGUUUUAUGUCUCGCGGUAAAACUUAACCCCAUUAUCAGCGAUUGUGCGUAGCAUUGUUUAUUUUCCAUAUAUUACGGUGAUAGUAAUAUGUAUGUAUGAGUAUAACAAUAUAACGACGAUUCGUUUUACAAAUUAUUAUUCAUUACGUGUACGAUGGCAUCGCGUCGUUAGUAUUCAGGAAACAAAAAAAAAAAAAUAAACCGCUGAAAUAUCUAUACCAUGUGAUAGGAUUUUAAGAGUUGUAUUUUAUUUUUAUUCAUAUAUUAUACUUUGGAAAAACGUUAUCUACAUCCUAUUAUAUGUAUUUGUUUAUUUGACAGGGGCCUUUGAAAUUACAAACUACAAAUUCUGUAAACAUACCAAUACAAUUUUUUUUUUUCUGUAGUUGUCUUCAAAUAAGUAAUAUGCUUGUCAUGAAUGUUUCGGAUAAAACAAUUGUUAAUAUAUUAUUUGACUUUUCGUAUCUCGUAUAGAUAAUAAUAACAACAUACCGUGGCUGGAAAUAUUAUACCCACAUUGAAAUCGAAUCGUUUUAAGAAGGUGUGAUACCCGCAUGCGUUGUCUCAUUCUUACGAACGUAAGAAAUUUCGUAUUGGAAAUUUGCGUUUAGCAGGGACAAAUUGUUUGUUUUAAUAUUAGAGUGAAUUGACUUAUUAUGCAACUCAAAGGCAUAAGAACAUUAUCUAUGCCAAGUUCGCACUAUUUUUUUAAAAAAUUAAUUUAUAAAAAAGAUUUGAGUAUGCGAGAUAUCACAAUUGUGUUUAUCAAUGUCUUAUAUUUCGUUUGACAGCUAAAAUAUCAAAACAGAUUGUAUUCUUAUCUUUAAAGAUGAUGCCCAUAUAAGAUAAUUUAAGAUUAUUAGUUUUAGAUUCCGAGCGAAGCGAGGGAGUUAUUGGAUUUACAAUGAUGUUUAUUUUUUCUUUGUUCUAGUUUGUGGACACGUUUUUUCCUAGUUAACUUGUUCCGAUAAGUGUAGCACCUAUUCUGAAAGCUCAAGUUGUUUAGAUGGUACUCAAAGAGGUCAUUUUUUGAUUUUCGACGCCAUUUUUUAAAUAAAAGCACUUCAGUGAGAAAAAACGUAGGAAAAAGUAUAAUUUCCACGAUUUCAUUACUUUAUAAAAACACGGACGACAUUUUCUACCAGAAAAAAUAACUUAAUCGAAAAGUCACAAGACACCUUUUUUGUUGCCCUUUUGAUUUGCUUUCUUACGGUAUCAUUGCUAAAAAUGUUUAGUCACUCUUGGGCUUUUAAGGAAUUUUAAUUUUUGGGAGUUUUUACUGUGAUUCGGUUAUAAAUACAAGUAGAGACUUGAAACUUGGUAUUAACACUUAUAUUGGACUUACCUAGACGUGAUAAAACUUCCAAAAUCAUCGGACGACUUUUUUUCCUUUUUUUUAAGUUUUUGUAUUUAUUAUAAAACCAUCACAAGUAUUAAAAAAAGUUGAUACUGUUCAAGGUGAAAAGUUUGAUGGGAUGAUAUAUCAUAGUAUCUUACUCUCCUCAACAACACGAGAUCAUAUUUUUGUUGGAUUUUUUUUUUAAUAAGCGUGUUUUGAAAUCAAAUUUAAACUAAAAUUGCAAAAAAAAUUACGCCACUUCAAAUUAUGUAUUACCGAACUGCGCUCGGAAUCGUUUUUCCUCAAGCAAUGAUUUAUCGUUGCUAACAGAUAUGAAUAAAAUAACCUUAUGUAUCCUACCUUCCCAAUUUCUGACCUACAAUAGUGGCUGUUCCCAUCCCCAGUAUCAGCUCUUUUUCGUCUUAUGAAUGUCAAGUUUGACAUAGGUCCGUAUGAUCUAUCGUGAAUAGAUUUACAUCUGAUAAAGGUUUAAUAAAUUUGUUUUGACUGAUAAAGUGUAUAAAUUAUUAUUACACGCGAUCAGUUGUAAUUGCUAAUCAUUGUUGUCAUUGAUUAUAAAAAAAAAAUCAAACAAAUAUAAAAUUAAUUAGUCAUUAAAAAAAGAUAAAUACUCAUCUAAAUAAUAUACGGGCAAUUACGAGUAACAAUUACAUAAGCUGCAAGCAAUCUUGAACACAAUUCACUCUAAUAUUAAAAUUAACAGCACAAUGCUGUUCCUGCCGAACGCAAAUUUCCUGUGUCACACUACGUUUGUUAGACGGAGACAGUACAAUAUUUCUGGUAUCACGUUCUCUUACCAUCGAUAAAUAUUCAUAUUAUAUUAGAAAUAAAAUACUCGAUAAAAUAUUGUUACGCCUGCAGUUACGGGUUUUCGGAUGUUACGAUAUCAUUUUCAAUAGGUAUAUUUUUAUUAUUCGGUUGAAAUUUAUAAUAUACAGUAGUAAAAUGUUAUUAUACAUGUGUUAUUAUACAUAUAUUAUACAUGUGCUGUGCAAAAUCCAAUAGUAAUUGCCCAUCAUCUAGAAAGUCGCAAUAUUUUUAACCGUUAACCAGUCGCCUAUUAUAAUAAUAAUAUAUGCACUCGGAACCGGUCGUUUAUAUGAUCUUGAUACGUUAUUCGUGUUUUCUCUGUAGUCACACCGGCAAUUUCACGCAGACAUUCGACUCGUAAAGCCAUCGUAAAAUGUCAAUAAUAAUAAUAAUUGCUUGUAAACAGUAUUAUAAUUUACUUUUAAAUUUACGUGUUUAACGUGCUAAUUCUGUUUGAUUAGGGUAAGGUUAGCCUAACCUUAUGAACAUUUUCAAAAGUUAUCUAUAUUCUGUUAUGAGGCCUUGUCGCAAACACUGUCGUUUGUUUUUUCUGUCAACAUAGACAUUUUCAUGAUCGUGACUGAAUAAAGUAGGACAAAAGGAUAUAUAGUUAUAAAGAUUACAUUUAUAAUUAUUUUAAAUUAUAAUUUAUAAAGGAGAUUAUUUACCAUUUUAUGUCCUACAAAUGGUAUUAAUAGUUUCAUUUUUUAUCAUGAUAUACAUGUUUUAAUUUUACUUGAUUUUUCUCGAUUAUAAUCAUUAACAACUGAUUGAGAAAUUAAAAUAUGAUAAAAAAAUCAUAAUAAGUUCCUUUGCCUUAAACUCAAACGUCUCUAAGAGUUUCCACGAUGUAACGCCUCAAAGAGUUAUAACCGCGGAAAUGGGGAAUUUAAUAUAUAUAUAAAAAAAAAAAAGGAAAAAAGAAAAGGGGUUGGAUAUGUUUGAUAUUUCUGAGGUCGAAAAUCGGGUCUAUUGAAUUUUAAGAUGAGGAAUAAAGGUGAAGAAGAAGGAGAAGAAAUCGAUUUUAAUUAUUUUAAAAUAAUACAAUCAAGUAAAAUCUAAUAUUGUUAUAUUUAAUCGAUAGGUGAUAAGUAAAUUAAAUAUUAAAAAAAAAAACUUUAAUUUAAAAGUUUAAGUUAUUAAAUAUAAAUUAGGUAAAUAUCCGAGUAAAAAUUAUAACAAUAAAUAAUAAUUGACAAUAUUCUUAUAGAUAUUUUCAUUGAGUUGAAAAACUAUUUUAUACAUUUUCUUCUGCGUUUGUUUUCGUAAUAUAUUAUUUUUUCAUCGUUGGAUAUGCAUUUUUUUGUAAACAGUGCGUUAUCCUGUUGAUUUGCUAUUGUUUAAUAUUCACAAGUAGAGAACGAAUUUAUGCGCACUAUAAGUGGUUUAAGUCACUUUAAGCGCUUAAAAGCGUUAAAACAAGUUCUGAAAGAAGUACUUUAAAAUAUUUAAAAAGAAAAAAUGAUAGAGGGGUUUUAUGAGAAGGUACUUUUAAACCAAAGUGCAUUUUUUUAUAUAUUUUUUUUUUAACCUUCAAUUUUGUUAUUUUGUUGUAAUUCAGUUCAGAAUAUUCGUAGAUUUGAAAUUUGAAGAAAAAACUUAAAUGUGCUUUUUUUUGACGUGGUACAAUUUUAAAAAUAUGUGAGCCAUUUUUUGUGAGCUAUUUAUAGACAUUUUAAUUUUACGAGUUUUUUACCUAAUUCUUCUAUUAUUACCCAAUAUUUGGUAGGUAUUUGGUAGGUGUGGAUAAAAUUGUUAGACCGAACAGAAAUAUUUGAAUAUUUAACAGAAGGCUCAUUAAUAAUGAUAAGUUGUACAUAAUGGUCAACAAGCAAAAGUUGAGUUUAAUGUAGUAUUUAUUUUUUACAUAAGAAUUGUAAUAUUAAAUUUUGACGGCCAGUUAAAACAUGCAUAAUUGAAUACCGCUCAGAAUCGUUUUUCGUUAGCAAUAAUUCAUCUUUACAUACAGAUAUAUAUUAAAUUCCCUUCUAUAUCCUACCUUCACAAUUUUCAACUACAACAGUGUCCCACCCAUUGUGUGAAAUGUACAUCUUUUAGAUUCUGAGUGGAUCGAAGAAUCUAAUGGGUUUACAAAAAUGUUUAAUUUUUUUUUUUAUCUAUGGACAACAUCAGAAAUCUUGCUCCGAUUUACAAUGAUAGAACUUCUUUUAAAAGGAAAUCUGACUGAAAAGGUACUUUAGGAAGGUCAUUUUUUGAUUCUACAAGAAGUUUUCUCAACAAAUGGGAAAAAUCGGGGAAAACUUAAGUAAAACGGGAAAAUCAGUACAAUAUUAAACAAAUGUUAUUGAAGAAAAUGUAUAAUGCCUAUUUAAUUAUUUUACCAUAAUAUGACAUUUAUAUUUUUGACAAAGCAAUACUAUCAACUAAACUCCGAUUGGAAUCGUUUUCUCGUUAACAAUGGUUUAUUGUUGCUUGCAUAUAUACAUUAAAUUUCCUUUUUUUGUAUUCUACCUUCUUUACUUCCCACCUAUAACAGUGGCUGCACAUGCGAAGUAUAUCCGUCUUUUUUAAGACGUUUUUAUGGAUUUUAAGGGCAUAUUAAUCCCUUUUCUAUUUAAAAUUGUAUUAUAAUUUGUAGAAUCGAAGUCUAAUUAAACAUUUUGGCGAUAAUAUUAUAUAAUUAUAAAUGUGUACAAAUCAAUAAUAUAAUAUUAUUGUGCUCUAUUAUCUAUAACCCUGAAUUCGAUUCUAAACAUAUAACUACAAUGCACUAAGCGUUACAAUGUAAAAUACAAUGUUUGUUGCUGGCAAAAUAUUAUUUUAUGUGAAACGCAUUAUAUUAAAUCCCUGGGAUGAAUUUACUGAAAGUAAACACGCAUUACUGAAAAUAAACAUGCAAAUGCUAUUCCGAUCGCUAUAGUGAUAACCGAGUAUGCCUACAGCAAUGUACGUUUAAAUAAUUUAUUCGGUUUUUUUUUUUUUUGCAAUAAUCGUUUUACAGUUAUUAUAUUUUUAAAACGCCAUUAUGUUAACGUUAUAAAAGUGGGUUUUGUUUUGUAAAGAUAUUUAUAAAGUAUAAUAUAAACCUAAAAAUUAACCAAAGUACUACCGUAUACUUAUCACACCUACGCGUUUAUUAAAAUGUUUUUCUUUGAGAUAUACUGCCGUAUGCCGCAUUUAUCGUAAUAUACGAGUACAAAUGAAUUGGGUUCGUUCGAUUUUUAUCAAUUCUCGGUAAUAUUGUGACGGGGAAUUUUUUUAUAGAUUUUAUCAAUACGCAUAAUCGGUAUUAAAAAAAAAAAACACCGAGAUGAGUGUUUGAUUGUUUUUUUUUUUUUGUACCUUUAUAAAGAAAAUUCAAGGACUCAUUCUAUGAUAUCCGUUAAGCCUGUAUAUGGGAACCAACCCGCGCACGAUGGUUGCCGUAGCCUUGUAAUCAAUUAUUUAUCGUGAAAUUACAUUUUUGGAGACAUAUUAGAAUAAUGUUAAUUUCCGUACAGUAAUUUGUGAGAUAUUGUAUUACGUUCAGAUGCCGGGGUCUCAUAUUCAAUUAUUUGAGGUUAUCAAUUUAAACCAAUAAACAUCGUGUACAUUAUAAUAUUUAAUUAUUAUUACUCUUCUAAUACUCAAAUAAUAAUAACGAGAGAUAAAAAGACAGACACAUUUCACACGUAGGUGGGCCACUGUUGUAGGUGAGAAAUUAAGAAGGUAGUAGAGGGGUAAUUUAAUGUAUAUCUGUACGCAAUUACGAUUAACCAUUGCUAACGAAAUAACGAUUUUGAGCGGAGUUCGGUUGAUAAUGUUGCUUUAUCAACAAUAUACAAUACAUAUCAUAUGGUAAAAUAAUUGCAUUAUAUGAUUUUCUUUAACAAUAUUUGUUUAAUAUUAUACCUAUUUUCCCGUUUUUCCUACAUUUUUUUAGGGCUUUUCUUUUUUUUUCCAGAUUUUUUCUAUUUAUUAGGAAAACUCCCCAGUCCAAUUUCCUUUCAGAAAACGUGCUUGCUCAUAGAUUAAAAAAAAAAAAAAAACAAUAAAUAAAUAAAUAAAUAAAUAAACAUUGACAAAAACCAUAAAUCAAUACAUUCAUAGGAAUAGGAUAGAGAUCCGCUUAGAAUCCAAAAAGUGGACAUCACUAUACAGAAAAGUUUAAAAUACUGUAUAAUAUAACCUAUUACCUUUAUACAUUAUACGUGUAUAUUUAUAAUAAUAUACCGUAUUUAUAAUAUAUAAUAUAUAUAUAUAUAUCGAUAUUUAUUGUUCAAUGUCAUUAUAAAUUUUAUAGAAAUGUAAACUCAUCGUUUUCCAAAAAAAUCACAUUGAACAUACAAUGAGUGUGCAUAUAUACAUAUAUAUGUAUAUAGGAUAUAUAUGUAUCUCAACGUAUUAUUUUUUCAAAAAUGUUUUUACAAGGUUUUUUUUAUUUUUAUGUGGUAUUGAUUAAACAAUAAAAAAUAAUAUUUAUCUUAAUAAAUCUUAAUUUUUGUAAAAUGUUAAAUUAAGUUUAAUCAAUUUAUAAGUAUCCAAAUCAAAAUAAUUUUUACGUAUACAUCAUAGACAUAAAAAGCCCAAAUAUUAUAUUUUUGGGGUUGGGAAGAAAGCUUAAGUCCCUUUAAUAUUCAUUAAUAUUCAUUAAGUAUGUUUAAUAAGGACUUGAUAUGAGAGGUUUGGAUGAGUUUUGAGAGUGGGCGAAGUACUUCCAGCUAUCCUAUUCGCGCCUAUGGUCAUGGUUAAUUAGAUAUUGUUUUUCAAAAUUUUUUUUGAAAUGCAAUUAGAAGAAUGAAAAAUUACUAGUUAAUGAACUAAAUGAAUGACUAUAAGAUGUCAUUGUAGUGCACCCAUUAAAAAUAUAUAUGUUUACUAAAGUAGCGGAUGUUUUAGACACUUGAAUAUAAUUUUUCUGCAGUAUUUAAAUAUAAAUAUAUAUACAUUUAUUCUAAUUAUUAUUAUUUGAGUAAAUUUUUGUAUUAAAAAAAAAAAAAAUGUAUAUUAGCGUAUUUAAAGAAUAAUGACAGAUAACGAUUACGUAAUAUAAUAUAUAUAUUUUUUUAAAUAUUUAUUAUUAUUUAUAGAACAAAUAAAUAUAAAAUAAAAAAACUGAUUCAUUGGAGUUAUUAAAAAUUAUAGGCCAUUUUUAGCGUUUUGUAUAGAAUAAAAAAUAUUCUAUACGUGUUAAUCUGAUCUAGAAUAAACAUUAAUUAUUGACUACCGAUUCAAAUAUAAUAUAUAUGAACACAUUUGUAUAGUUCUAUUUAUAGUUAUAUACAUAUAUUUCGCUAUAUACACUUGGAGAUACCUUUUUUUUUAGAAUGACAUUUGAAAUUCGUUGUAAUGUAGAUUAUGAUAUUAUAAUAGAUACUAAUCAUAUUUCAGUAAGGUGUAAUGAUGAGAAGGUAUAAUAUAUUAUUAUGUUUGUGAUUCAUACGAUUUUUUUUUAAUUCACUCGAAAGUAUAUUUUUUUCGCUUUGAACUCAAUUCAAAUAUAAUAAUUUAUAAAUAUAUUCACCUUAAAAAAAUUAUGUAAUAAUGACGAUUAUAAGUUAUUUUUAAAUUUAUUAUUAUUUAAAUUUGUUUUAUUACGUCAAUGAAAAGCGUUUUAUGCUGCAUAAGAGGCAUCUACAGGCGUCUUUAUAAAUUAUAAUAUUUUAAUUUUGUCUUUUGUUUGUAGAUAAAUAUUUAUACUUAUUAUAAUAUUGACAACUAUCAUUUUUUGCUUAAUUUUUUAUAUAUGUUUUAUAGAUAGGUAAUAUAUAGGUUAAACAAUCUACACAAAAAAGAAAAAAAGUUAAUUACCUAUAGAUUGUAUGCGAUAAACCCUUGUUUAAUGUUUAAUAAUGUUAUUGACCUCUAUAUUAUUUUUUCUCCUUAUGAUGUCUAUUAACACACACAUACACCGAAAAAAGUUACAAUCUCAGUGUUUUAAGACGCACAUGCAGGUACAUAAUUUUUUGUAACUAAAAAAAAUAAUCCGUUAUCAAACAAUAGCGGUGGGUAUACGGUUACAUUGUGUCGUCAAACGGGUUCGACUUCGACAAAAAAUAAAUAAGUCUGGCGAGAUUCACAACAAUAUAUAAUAAUAUAAUAUAAUCUAGUCUCUAUAUUUUUCAUGUGUGUGUGUGUGUGUGUGUAUUGACCGCAAGACAACAAUCGUUUUAGAUCUAUUAUAUUCACAGUAUAUAAUAAUCAAGUACCGUUGGGAAAAAAAAACGGAAAAUUGCUAAUGAGCUAUAUCAUAUAAUGAUAUAGUAUCGCCUUUUUUUUUUUUGUUGGUUGGAAAUUAUGUUUGUUAUAGGUCCGGUGUGUAGUACGUAAUUUUUAGCUUAUACAGGAGCAUCUAUUUAAAUAUAAUAUAUUAUAUGUAUAUUCAAUUUUUGAAUUGUAGGUUUGUAAACUUUUAGAUAUUUUAUUUUUUUUAUUACUUCUUUAUCACGGCAAACUAUUAGUUGUACUGUCAGUGUUGUAUUAACAGGAGGAUGAAGGUGGUUCCAAUUCUAUCUCAAAAGCACACAACUUCUAUAAUGUUAGUGAGUUUUGUAUUAAUGCGCUUCCCCCGCCAAAAAAAAAAAAAACAAGUUGUAAAUACGUCACCGUGUAAGGCAAUUGGUACCACUAAUUUGUAUUAUUAUUUUUUUAAUCAAAUGAUACAUAGGUAGUCGUUAAUUUUAUGAUUAUCAUAGAAUACUUUACAUAUUGAAAAUUAUAUAUUUAAACAUUAAAGACAAAAUAUUAAUAAGCGCAAUUUUUCUAUUGCCUAUACUCACCACUUUAGUUGAUUUUACUAAUUUGUUGAUUUGGAGGUACUUAUAUCAAAAACAUAAAAUUCCUCUGUAAUAUUACUGAAUUUCUUCAUAUUAUCUAUAAUCGAACGAAAUCUAUGAAAUUGAUUUUUCUAACAGUUCAUUUUUGCGUUUUUAAUAUUUGAAAAAUAUUAUAUAAUAAUUUGUUGUACCUAUACAAUUAGUGAUCUGCGCUUUAACGGAAGCUUAAAGAAUUCAAAUUUGUCAACAUUUUUUUUCGUCCAAUAAUGAAAUUAUUUUUGUAUUUGAUUUUAGAUUUUAUAACAUAUCAUCGACAUAUCAUAUUAUAAUGGGUGAGCGACGUGGAACUAAAGCCCUGGAACUGUGGUGUAAACGAGUGACCCAAGGAUACGAUGGAGUGUCUAUCGAAAAUAUGUCUACUUCGUGGAAAGAUGGACUCGCCUUUUGUGCUCUUAUUCAUCAUUUCAGACCGGAUUUGAUGUAAGUGUUUUGACAUUUCAAUAAUAACUACCUCAUUUAACAAUAUAUGAAACAAAUCAUUUUUAUAUGACAAGAAAAAUAUAUUGAUUUACCUUAAAAACCUAAGCAUAAACAAUAAAAAAAAUGUAUAGUAAUAAUAUAUAGGCAAAUGUAAAUCUACAUUCGAUGAUACCAUGUACGCGUUGUCAAGAAUAAAAACCGAGUGCAAACAAAAUAUACUUAAUGUAUAAUGUAUAAUUAUUAUAUACCAUACUUGUACUUUCAAGGAAGUACCUUUUGUGUACUCUGUAUUCUCUAGCUGUAUAUUGGUUUCUACAGGUUUAUGUAUCACAUUCAGUGUUAAAUACUGUAGAUUAUAUCGGCGGGACAAUACUGAAAUAUGAAUAAUAUAAAAAAUGUUAACCAUGAGAUCUCUGCACUUGUUAUAUUUUAUAACGUUAUAUUCGAGUAAUUUGUAUUACAAUGCAGAAAUUACAAAGGUCGUCGUCACAAUUUCUUUAGUGCGCAUUUAUAAGUUAUUUUCAAACAAUUUUAUGAAAAUAUUUUAAACAUUACAGGAUCAUUUUCUAAAAACACUUUGAAAUAAUUGGAUUAGUUUUGAGUAGUGCGCGUAUAUUUGUGUUAACGUAAACAUGUAUGUUUUUCACAUGGAGAGAAGAGCUGAGUGAAUAUUAUUUUUUUGAUCAAUAUCUUUUAUUGCCUUUUACGAAUUACUCAUUUAAAAUCGCUAAAAAAUACAUUUGAUAUAAAACUUUCUUCUUGUGUGUAAUUUUACUUCUCCAUAAAAGUCACUGGGUAUAUAUAAACUAAUGUAGAUUUACUUUUAUAUUUAUUCUUAAAAUAUACACAUUGGUAAUAAAUGUCGAUUUCUACUCUGCUUUUAAAUAAAGUGAAAAAAACAAGUUGCAAUCAUCUUUCAUUAUCUAUAUGCAUUUUAUCUCUUGAUUAAAUUUAACAGCUCCCUUGGUAGACAUGGCAAAUUAAACUGACAUAAUACUUAAUUAGGUGCAUUAGACAACAAUUUAUUUAUUAAUUAUAAUAGAUACGUUUAUACCAUAUACCUAUUAAUUAGGGAAUGUAUCUUGAGUAAUAAUAAAUCAGAGAACAUCUGAUAAGCAAAGAGUGGACAACGGGAAGAAAAGAACACAUUUUUCUUGUUUUUUUUUUUUUCAUAAAUAACUUUAGUUAGUCAUAAAUAAUACUAUUGCUAAUUAAUAAUAUGAAUUAACAUGUUAAUCAAACGGGUGGCUAAUAAAAUAUGGUUCUGACAAAAUACGUUUCCGGUAAAAUACGCCCGCAACAAAUUACGUUUCCGAUAAAUAUCGUUUCCAAUGAAAUACGGUUUUGAUAAAAUAAAUUCCCCCCCCUGUCACGGUUGUGAAGCGGAUGGUACUAGGUUUUUUACUGUUAGGAUUUUUUACCUGGGUUAACCAAGCUGGAGCCACUGAUUUACAGGGAGUGCCAGUGUGGUAAAAAAGAUAAUCGCUUUACCUUUCGCAUAUCAGUUGAUUAUUAUAAUUACAUAUUAACCAAAAAAAGUUAUAGUUUAUAUUAGAUUAUGAAAUAUUUGAUAAGAAAUCUAAAAUACAAUCAUUAUUAUACCCUAUUACCCACAUCGAUGUUGGUGUGCCGUGCUGCUCUAAAAGUUUCAUGAUAUCAUUUGUGUAUCUAGUUGUUAUUUUUUUAGUUGGAAUGUUCUCAUAAUUUUGGAAAUAAUCAAGAUAACAAUAUUCUGCAUAAUUCAACAAUGAUUUCUAUAUUAUAUUACAUAUCUAUUUCUUCGUAUUUCUAUGUAUUUUAAAAUAUAAUGUGAUACAAAAUAAAAAUAAUAUGAACUGACACAGGGUUAGUUAGCCGUAGUCUGACGAGAUUUUAGGUUGGACCGGGGUUCACCCUGGUACCGCCACUGGUAUGUACCAAAAAAAUCUAAAAUCAGAGCCGGCGCUAAGUAUUUUGCCGCCUUGCGCAAUUAAGAAAAAUGCCGUUCUUUAUAAUAAACUGUUGUAAACAUAAUUAGUACAUAGUUAUGUUUACAAAAUGAACAAAAUUAAUUAAAAACUGAGUUAUAUUGUAGGAGAUCAAACAGUGCAAUUUUGUCUUCCGAAAAUUUAAUUAAUUAUAAGUAGGUUGAAUUAAGGCACAAUACCUUUAUUUAAUAAUAAUAAUAAAAAAAAAAGAGACGUCCUAGUAUAAUGGGGUCAGGUGCGGGAGCGGCCACUGUUAUAAAUAAUUUAAUAUACAUUUGUAAACAACGUUAAACCAGUGCUAACGAAAAAACCAUUUUAAGCGGAGUUCAGUUGAUAGUGCUGCUUUGUCAACAAUAAAUAUGUCAUGGUAAAAUUUCAAUUAUUUCAAUUCCAAAACUAAAAUGGAUCCUGAUUUUCCCGGUUUUUCCAUGUUUUUCCUGGUUUUUCAUAUUUACUGGGAAAACUGUUGAGAAAAUCAGAAAAUGGCUUCUUUAAAGUACUUCCCUGUAAUGAAAAGAAAUUUCCUUUCAAAAAAUUUGCCAUCAUUAUAAUUUUGAGCAAAAUUUCUGGUAGAAAAGUUGUUCACAAAAAAACAAAUAUCUUUGUAAGACCAUAAGCUUCUUCGCUCCACUCAGAAUCUAAAAUAGAAAUAAUCAAUUUAUUUAUUUACAUUAUUAGUUAUACUUAAACUUCAAAUUAAUAACUUUUUUAAAUUCUAGUUAUCUGGUCAAAUAAAAAUAACAGUACCGAAAUAAUGGCUUUUUCUCAAAAGUUUGUUAAGUUUAUUAAGUCUUGUAGGCUCUACUCCCAUUUCCGUUGCAAGUGCUGUUGAAUCUAUAAUAAUUUCCUCAAAAGAUUUUUCUAAUCUUAGUUCCUUUAAAUGUUUCAAUAAAGUUUCUAAAAUGCUCAAAUUUAAAGAUGUAUCAAAAUUUGGUUUUUGCAUUAAUUUACUGAUUGGAUUUAUAUGAUAAGUGACAACCAAAUAACAACAGAACAAAUAAAUUUUAACGUUUUUAUUAAAUUACAUAAACAUAGCUUCAUGUUUAACCAUUGGAUCUAAAUUUAUGUUUUCUGAUAUUUCAAAUAAAGCAUCAUACAUUUCUCUUAUAUAAUAUCGAAACGGUUUAAGUGCCUCUGAUUUGAUUCGACUCAUAUUUGCUAACUAGAAACCGUAAAGAUAAACGCCCGGAGUCAAAAUACUAACGGCUAGCCCAUAUUAUAUUGUUUAUUAAUAGGUACUUAUUUAGUACUACAUAAUAUAACACAGUAAUAAUAUAAUAUGCAUUAUUGUUAUUUAUAAACAAUGCCGCCCCUAAAAUUCCAAAAAAAUUAGCCACCCUGUGCGAUCGCACGAGUCGCACGUGCCUUCCACCGGCCCUGUCUAAAAUUAUGGACACCAUAAAAUUGCGUUUCAAUUUCAAUUAAAUCAUUAUUGAAAAAUAACAGAAACAGAUUACAAGCUCGUAAGAUAGCAUGGUAACACUAGCAUAAAAACCACAAAACAAUGAGUAGUAACUAUUAAAGAAUACAUUACCUAAUCGUGAUAUUCACAAAAAUUGUUCCAAAUAUUAAAAUAUAUAGUAGGUACAACAAUAAAUUGUGUAGUUUGUAACGAGUAUUAUCUAAUGGCAGUAAAAAAAAAUUUUAUAUUAAACUGCAAUCUAGCAGUAAAAUAAGUUGUCAACUAGGUUUUAUAGCGUUGAAAUUUGCUUCACUCAAUAUAUAGACCAGUAUACGCGUAAUGCGUCCUCUAUAAUUUUAUUACUAAAUAACGGUAUUAUUUAUGAUAAAUUAAUGGGUUUCUUCGAUAAAAAACGAGUCAAAUUAAUUUUUUUCUCUGUAUCUGACCUGGCCUAACGAACAGAUCAUCAAACGUUUCUGAUUUGUUCGUUAGACCGGGGUCUCAUAGAAGGCACAGUCCGGUAGUAAAUGAUGGUUUACAUACAAUUAAAAUAGUUAUAAGUGUUCAAUUGUUUGAAUAUGCUAAUGACGUGUAUCUAUAGCAAUAAUACAAUCACGUGGUUUCCUGUCCGCCAAUUAUAUGGACGGUCUUGUCAAAUAUUUUGUUUGUAAUGUCCUUAAUAGUCAGUACAAACAUCACCAAAAACCGGAAAUUUGCUUUAUUACGGAUGCUUUUUUUUGUGUUUCUAGCGUAAUAAACAUAUUAUAUAAUAAAGUUUAUAGGUACCUAUUUGUUUAGGUUUCACCGAUAAUGGAAAAAUAUAGUUGGUUUCCUCAGUAUAUAUCCUUAUAAUAUAGCGGUUAUUUUUACAAUAAAUUUGUAUAGAAAUAUGGAACAAAAUAUAGUUGGUUAGAUUUAUUAUAAAACAUAAACGUAUGUCCCAUAUAUACCGAUCGAAUAGUACCUAUAUACGUUUUUAUCAAUAUUUGUACGUCAUUUCUCUCAGGUACCAAUCUAACCAACGUUAGAGCAUUAUUUAUUAUUUGUUUAAUUUUGUUUUUUUUUUUUUUUUUUUUAUGAGGUGUGCGAUACCGCUUGGGAGACAUUAAAAGUUUACUACUAUAUAUUAUAAUAAAUAAUAAUAUAAUAUAUGAGUUAAAAUGUGUUUGAAAAUAAAAGAGUAUCAAAACACUUGGGAUAUUAUAAAAUAUAGUAUAGUAUACUAUAGCUGUCAUUUUUCUGGCGUUUCAUAAAAUAUAUUAUAUUCUCUCGAACAUUAAUAGGUAUUUACGUUUUUAUAAUCUAAUAUAGUAAUAUAUCAAUUGCAAAAGUAAUUUGUUGAGAAUUUCGAAAGAUUAUCGCAUUUAAUUCUGUAUAGAUUUAUUUUUAUAAAUAAAGAUUAAUAACCUUUUUCCUGAUACAGCUGCCAAUAUUUUUACCAUCUUUGUAAGUUACGACCAAGUCAAGGUCACUUGACUUCAGUAUCACGUAUAUUAUAUAUAGCCUAGGUACCUACACUACCAUAUAUGUUUCAAAUCUACAAUUCGCUUCGGUUAUUGUAGCAUAAUAUUUUUCGUGCAGCCCAUGAAAUGAGUAUUUUUCUCAUCUCCUAUUAAAUAAUAAUAACUAAAAAAGAUAAUAAUAAUAAAUAAUAAUAAAUAAUAAUAAUAAUAAAACACGCGUGUAACGUAACAAAAACAUCGGGGAGGUUUGAAAUAAAAUAGAUGACAAAAUUGCCCGAGGAAAAAGCAAUUUUUCAAUACAUUGAAAAACGAAGCGCACACGUCAUGGAAGAUCAUGACCGUGAAAAAAAAUAUAUAGAUACUAUUCUAUUUAACAUUUAAACUUUUCGUUGUUCGUAAAAAAAAAAAAAAAUCACGUUUUAUAAUAUAUUAUAUUAAUAUUUAAUCAUGUAAUAUUUUCAGCGAUUAUGAUAUUCUGGACAAGAAUGAUAUUUACGCGAACAACGAGUUAGCUUUUCGAGUGGCCGAAAAUCAUCUAGGCAUUCCUGCGCUUUUGGAUCCCGAAGACAUGGUUUGUGUCGAUAUACCAGAUAGAUUAUCGAUAUUGACUUAUCUAUCGCAAUUUUACCAAACUUUCUCAUCACAAGGUAUGUUGAAAAUGUAUCACUAAGUUGUUUCAUAAUAUAAGUAUUAUUGAAUAAGUGUAUGGAGAUUGUUUUUUUAAUUUUUAUAAUAUUAUGUACCUCAUUAUUGAUGAAAUAUAUUUUAUUAAUAUUAAUGAUUAGGUAUGUUUGUGAGUCAAAUUAAUAAUUUCUAAUGUUUUGCGAAGACGUUAAUUUUUGUUUAGAUCAGAAAACAUCGUUUUACACGUUUAAAAUCCCCGGAUUAAUUACUAACUACUAGUGAACAUAAUUUGAAUAUCCCAUCCUAAUGUCGAUUCUGAACGCAAUAAAGAAGUUGUUAUACUGUUUUACAAUGAUUUUUUUCUCUUGUUGUAAACCUGUUUUAUUACAAGGAUAGUAAAAUUACUCAUAAACUGUGGUACAUAGACUUUAAAAUACUUACGAAUAAUAAACCCGUAUGGUAUUUUAUAGAUGCAGUUUUCGUAAUAGUUUUCCAAAGUGUAUAUAUAAUAUAUACUAGUAUAUGAUCAACAAAUUACGGGUACGGGGUUCGUUACGAUCAACGCUAAUUUAUUAUUAUAACUCGAGCAUUAAUUAUUAUUCUGGAGCGUUACAAUUAUAACAUCGAACUUUAAUAUUUAUUAAAGACGUGGUCAAUAAUUUGAACAAUUUCGACGUUUUUCAGUUUUAUUUAGACAUUUUUCAAUUGAAAAUGGUUCAUCGUUUUUUUUUUUUUAAUAUUUAAAAUAAUUAUUGUGUAAAUACUGGUUUCUCGAAAAUUUUGUUUUAAAAUCUCAAGUCACAGUGUCCUAGGACUUAUUAAGUGCAAAAUAUUUCAGUUGUUUUUAAAUAUUUGAUAUUGUAUUAUACUAUUCAUUUGAAAUUUUUAUAUUUUUUUAACAUUUACUAUACCUUAUAUACGAGUAGCUAGCUACUAAUAUAUACCCACACAAUUUGUAAUUAUUGGCUAUACAAUAUGUGUUUACAUAAACUUCUUUUAAAAUGUUAAGUAAUAUUUAUUUUUUUUUUUGUUAAACACGCGCCAGUAAUAUUAUUUUCCCGUGGAAAAAAAUCAUGUUCGUGACUUCUUCCGUGACUUUCUUAAGUAUACUCCUCUGCGCCAAGAUAGUAAUUUGAAGUCAGUGCAUGCGUGCACGUACUAUGUUCGGUUUGCCGGAAAUGGUGGCAGGAAACCUGUUUCUAUCGAGUGCGUGUGAUCGACUUGGUCGAAUAGAAGAGUCUAAAGAAGACCACCAAAGAGAUAUUAUAUACGCAAUUCAUUACUAUCUGAUUGAAAAAGUCCCUUAAUUUUCCAAAGACUGUGAAAAUAAUUAGGUAACAUAUUAUCUAUUUAAUGAUAAAAAAUACAAAACUAUCAUUGUUAGUAAUAUUAUUUUCGUUAAAAAAUGUAUUUUAAAAUUCGAUACUAAAGUUGAUUAGAUAUCUUAAUCGUGGAAAUGGAACAGUUCCUUAUAAGGCUGCUUCCCUAUUCGUUAUUCUUGAGCGGAUACGGUUAUAAUGCAAUAAAAAUAGCAUUAUAAUGUAUUCAAUCACAAUAUUUGUAUGUUGUACAAAUUAUUAUUGAAUAAAAUUUAUAAUAAAUAUUAAAUUCGCAACGAGACGAUAAAAUCCAUACAAAUAUAUUGUGUUGUAAUUGAUCGUGAUCUUCACUAUCACACUAGGUCAAUAGCCUCAACCUUUGUGAAAACCGCUGAACCCAGUUUUGAAUAGACAGAGUCGGAACCGUUUCUACAAUUGGGGCAGUGCGUAUGUGUAUAAUACGGCGCUUAUUAACUUUGCAGACUGCAUUGGCGGUGCUGUUUGGCAAUUCAACAUAAUAAUACAAGAGAAAGACACCGAAUGUGAUAGAGAUAUAAUAUGAAAACCGGUUCUCGCAACACAGUUUGUAAUUUAUUAAGGUCACAUGUCCGUGUUGAUCCCAAUGGGAAACUUUCACUGAUGGUGAUUAUUAGAUUUAGCCCCUUCAUAUAUUAUUAUCAUACUAUAUUGCAAUGACUUUGGCAAAACCGUAUAUUUGUAUUCUUUUGAAAACGAAUACAUAGAGGUAGGUAGAUGCACGUAAGAGAAAAUAAGUCAAAAUAAUGAAAAACAUGGUACAAGUAUCAUGAUUCAUUUUCUAUAAACAUUGUUCAGUGAUAAAAUCCUCCGUUAUAAUACAUAAUACACCUACUGCUAAAUCAUCGUUUACCGCAGAUAACAUUACGGUCCUCGCGUACAGCGAUGAUCACCAGCGUGUGUCCUUCCGAAGGGAAACUGGUUUUCGGUACACCAAAAUUUGAAUUUUUGGCUACAUUCCAAUAAUAUUCGCCGUACUACUCGCGUACUGCAGGUCGGUAUGAUAAAAUAAGAAAACCAUUCUCUUCAUUUUCGGUCCGGUAGGUUCCUUAAACAUUUGACCCGUGCGCGAGGUUAAACUUUUCUGCAGCGCGUUCGACCUGUUAAUCACUAAUACUAUGCAAAUUUUAUAAUUGCUAUUCGCGUACAACAAUCGUAGAGUUCAAAAGAAUUAAGCGGUUUAUUACACCACAUUAGUAACAAUAGUGUAGUAUCACUGUUUUUUCAUUAAUAUAAUAUUAUUAUUAUCAAAACUACUGAUUGUUGUUAAUGGGUAGAGAUAAUAUACAAACAAACAAUUUCGAAUUAAAUUACCCUUUUGAACAUUAUUUCUUGUGGUACGGUAUCCUUAUAGGUAUUGUAGUACAUUUGUAAUUUUUUAUAAUGUUUUACACAAUGAAAUUUUUUUAUUAUUAUCUCAAUUACAUAAAAACAAAAACCAAAAAUUACGUAGUGUUGUUUGUUAGUAACUAGCAAAUUGAUUAAGUAUUGUGAACUGCUGUUUGUAGAUAUUGAUUUCACAUAUGUUUAAAGAGUACAGACGAAUACUAAUUUAGCAACGAUGGUGUCAAUUUUUAUAUUACUCAUAUUAUGCUGGGUUGCAUGAAACUAUACAGAACCGAUAACUGGCUAUCGGUUCCGUAAAAUACAAAAAAUUAAAAACUAUUCUGUAAAUUUAAUAAUUCUCAUCAAAAACAUCAUUAUUGAAUCAUAAUUUUGCUAUCACGAAAAACCGUUAUAUUUUCUAGUUAUUGUGACGUUAUUUUGUACCUACUGUCAUUGAGAGACUGCUUUGUGUUAAAUAUCGUAAUAUUUUUCUUCAAUACGUUAUAAAAAUGUCAGUAUCAUUAGUCUUAUCUUCAUAAUCUUCAUGAUAAUAUGAUAUUUGAAAUUAUUAUGAAUCUACCAAGGCCGAGGUAAUUUAAGGAUCAAUCAAAUACCCUCGAAAAUUAUAAUGAUUUAAAUUUCAAAUACUUUUGUGCGAUAAAACCAAGUUAAUCAAUAGGCACUUUUCAGUCUCGUUGAAAUUGUUUCCCUUUUGGUACACUUUUGGUAAACUUUAAUUAAAUGUCUAACUAUAGGAAGUAACAAUACUAACAACUCUUAUGUUGUUUAUAGAAAAAAUGAAAUUGAACUAUCACAUUAUAAUUUGAUAUGGAUAAAAUAUAUACACUGAUAACCGAGCAAUUUUUUAUAACUAUAAAUAACAAAUAAAUAUAGGUAAGACAUGCUUAUUUAAAUAAUAAAAAACUUAUAUACAACGUAGUCUAUCUGAACAAUUGAUUAUAACUUAUAACCAUAAAUAACAAUUUUUAUGAAAUCUGGCAAUAAUGUUAUUAGUUUUUUUUAGUAAUUUUCGAUGUAGUGUAUACAAAUAUUAAUAUUUAAUAGUUUGAUACCUGCAUUUAUUGCUUCUAUCCGCCUAACGAGCAAUAUAAUAUGGCAAAAAUGUGUUUUUGUAUUUCCCAUAAUAUACUCAGGUUUUGUUGUUCGUGUAAAAUUCAUUUUAGUGCCAAAAUAAACAAGACUAUAGUCGGUUUAAAUGUUUACAGUACAAUUUUAGAUUCUGAUCAAAGCUAGGAAUGAAUUAAUUUUACUGUGUUAUUAUUUUUUUUGUGUGUGUGUAUGUGUGUGUGUGUAACCAUUUUUUUUUUACUAGAAAUCUGUCUCCAAUCAAAAACUUUAUAGGAACUUUGUAUACAAUUUUUUAUCUAGUUUGUGUAUUAGAGAUGUCAUUUUUUAAUUUUUUUAAAUGGAGAAAACUGUCAAUUAGCUUAAUUGGCACAACCAUCAACAGCGUAUCAGCAUUUUUUUUUUUUUUAUAUAAUUUCAACGCUAGGUUUACACGUACAUAUUCAUCAUUUAUAUCAAUACAAUAAUUAUUAAUUGAUAUUUAAAUCUAUAACUGCAUCUGUUGACAUGGUUUGUAUGAUAUUAAAGACAUUAAUUCUGGUAGUUCUGGUUGUCUUUAUAGCGAAACAAAUAAUCACGAUAUCAAAAAUGUAAUUAUUUAAUUAUUAAUAAUUAUUAUACGUCUAUCAUACAGUCUAUAUUUUAGAAGUACUAAAAAUAAUGAACUAUAGUGUAUUUUUGACAUCCCUUAUAAUAUCUUGGUAGAUGUAUGUUUACAAAUUUUAGAUUUUGAGCGGAGUGAUAAAUGUAUUGGUUUUACAACGCUGUUUAUUUUUUUUUAUCCGUGAAUAAUUUUUCUACCCGAAAUUUUGCUCCAAUUUUCAAGUGUGUAGCACUUUUUUCGAAAGGAAAUUAGAUUAGGUGGUACUUUAAGGAGGUUUUUUUUUAUUUUCUUUGGGGUUUUCAUAUAAAUGGGAAAAACCUGGAAAAAACGGGAAAAUUUACGAAAUGUAUUAUUUUCAAAUCGUAAAUAUUACGGCUUUUCAAAACAUGUUUAACCGAACUUCACUCAGAAUUGUUUUUCGUUAACAAUGGUUAAUCGUUGCAUAGAUAAACAUUAAAUUUCCUCUCUACCUUCCAAACUUCUCAUCUACAAUAGUGGUCCACGGCCCACCCAUCAGGCGAAGUAUGUCCGUUUGUUUUUAUAUUCAGCCCUUAUAUUAUUAUUCUCCGCUCUAUAACGAUUAUCUAAAAUGCAAUCGACAUGUUAUGCCACUAUUGUAGUUCGCAAUAGUUUUGUUCGUGAAACUCCCCCCCCCACUACCAUAUUACUGUUUUUCAAAAUACAAAUUUUUCCACAUCGUCAAAGUUGACUUUCUCUGUUUGUAUACGUAUUUGUACGACCUUAUAACGACACGUAUAAUAUCACUAUAAAAAAAACCGUUUAUACUGGACAGCAGCCAUUCAGUUUAUAUAUACCUAUAGGCAACAUAAUAUAUAUAUAUAUAUCUACGAUGUAUACUUGUAUUUUAAAUUUCAAAAUUUAACACAAAACAAAGAAAAGAAUAUUUGUAUAGUAAAUGAGUAAGGCGAGGUUUACUUCGUGACGACUUACUACUAUUAUUCGUGAAAAUUAAUUAUAAUUUGUAUAAAACAAAAGAAAUAGAACAAUAUAAUAUUUAAAUAAGAAAUGCUCAUUUUUUUUUUUAACCGUUAUUAAAAUGAUAUGCGCGUAAAACGAAAACCCUGUACGACAAAAAAUGAUAAAUUAAAGUUCUCUCUUAUUUCUAUGUAUGCUUUUUAGAAAAAAUAUAUUAUUGUAUAAUAAACAGUAGAUAAAUUGAAAUAUUUCCUUUUCUUUUUAUAAGUUACAAAACGACCGUUCUAUUAUAAUAUAUGCACUCGUAACAUAUAUUCUUUUAUGAUUACAUAAACAAUUUAGCAUAGUUUUAUGGAUAUUUUUACCUUUAUAUUAGGCAUUUCUAAUGACAAUUAAUAUAGUAUGUAUACUAUAAAAAUAUCGACAUUUUUACAUGAUAUUUCGUUUUAGUUUUUACGCUACCGUAUUUGUACAGGUAGUUCAAGAUAAAUUUCAAUAUCACACUGUAUAGUCUGUGUACUCCUGUUUUUUUUAUCUUUAUGGGUUUAACUCAACUAUUUAUUGUAAAAAAAAAAUAAAGUAAAAAAACACCGCGACCUAAUAAAGAAGCAUAUCUGUUGGUUCUCAGUCACGGUUAUUAUUGUUGAGUGACAACAUGCAGUUGUCUAUUAUUCAAUAAUAAUUUGUUCGAAUAAAAAAAAUGCCUAAAAGUAUGAUAUUCGAUGGCGAUUUAAUUUGUAUUUUCUUACCGGAACACGCAGUGUAAAUAUUGUUUUCUGAAAAUCGACUUAAUAAAAUUGGUGUGCGUAUAGGUUUUUUUUUUUUGUAAUUUUUUUACUCGUUUAGUAGAGUGCAUUUUAUUUGAUAUAUUAUGGCGUUUACACUUCUCGGUUUUUAAUGCAUUCAAUUUUUAGCCAUAAUAAUUAAUAUUAUAAUUUUGCCAAAAUUCUUCUUGUAUGACGAUAAGUGUAAACAUAUAUUCUGGGUGCGCCGGUGCAGUGACAUUUUCUGAUAAAGUAAUUCAUUUUUCAUGUCAUACCUUUAUGCGGAUCUUUCGUCUGAUAGUACUUUAUUUCACUAAUAUUUCGAAAUUCCCGGUAAUUUUUUUAAAAAAAUUAUUAUUUUGUGCAUUUGAAACCAUAUUUUUAGUUAGGCAAACGUUACAAUUUCUUCACUCAGUACCCUAAAAAAUACGGAAUUUUCGGGUGGUGUGAUUAUAGUGAUUAAGUGACUAUAGUGACUAUAGUGAUCCUAGUUUCUUUUCUCUAUCCCCAAUCACACUAUCACCUCUUACGAUCAGAACUAUCACUCCACCGCGUGUUUAGACCAUAUUAAUCCGCGAUUCCUUAUUUUUAAAUGUGUGUAAUAAAGUUCACAACUGUGCUGUUAGAUUUGAGUUUUUUUUUUUUGGUUGUUUUCGGUUUUAACUGGUUUUUCAAUAUUGUCUUUUACGUCUUGUAACUGCCGCUCGGCGUAUGUAUUGUAAAUACAUUGCAUUUCGUUGGCGAAUCCAGGAUGCAGUCAAUUAUUUCAUCAAAUAUGUGCGUCGCGCGAUGCUCAUAGAAUAAUAAAAAAUUUCCUUUUUCGUGGCUUACAUCUCUACCUAUAUAAUAAUUGUGCGGUGCAGUAUUCCACGCAUCUUCUUUAUUCAUUAAUAUGCCCGCACACUCGCCUAUUGCCUAGCAAAGCUGUAUACAGUAUAAUAUAAUAUACAUUACAGUAGGUAUUAUAUAGCUACCGUUAAUUUUCUCUGCCAACGCCUUUCAGUUGUGGUUACGUAUCUAUUUUGUUUGUGUCUCUCCCGACGAUAAUUUCGUUUUUGUACAUGUUAUUUUCUCGGGUUUUUAAAUUUGUUUUCAUUUUUACAGCCACAACUCCCGUAAAAACAUCGCCGGAAUCGCCGACCACGGUCGAACGGCCCAGGACCAAUAACGCGGGAUCCGGUCAAAAUCCUCCGACAAAGGUAUUCAAAAGAACAUAUUAUUAUUAUAGAGUUAUUUGUUUUUUAUCAUUAUUUUUUUAUUAUUAUUAUUUUAACAUCUCGUGUAGAGACACAGAGGUGUGCUCGAUACGUCAUUUUUUUUUUUUUUUUUUUAAUAUUUAACCCAUUCAUCAUUCGCUUUUGCAGUUAAAUAUUUUUGUUAUUUUUUGAUUGUGUAGGGUAUUUCUCCGAAUGCGAUUUUUUUUAUAAUAUACCUAAUACUGUCUGUUUUUUUUUUUUUUUUUUUGUGUGUGUUUUUCAAUAAUUAUUGCGUUACAUAUUAUAUUAUACUUUCUAGUUUUUUUUUUAUACUUAUAUAUGUACAGUACUUUUGCCAUUUAUGAUUUUUAUUUUAUACCAGCUAAAAAUGUGUUAAUUUCGUAUAAUACACAUGUAUAUCAACUGCAGUUUUCUUAUCGGCUUUCUAUGAACGAUAUAAUCAUUUUUAAUUCAUCUAUCUCUACACAUAACAAAAUAAUAUUAGGCGUAGCCGAAAAAUUGAUAGAGGCUGCACCUCCUGAACACACAAAACAAUUAUUGUUGUUUUUUUUUCCCCAUUAGAGAGAUACUGACACUCUGAUGUAUUACGACCAAAUUAAAUAAUUUUAUUACGCUAUAUUAUUAUUCGUUAUGUAAAAAGAUAUUUUCGUUGCGACAAAAUACCAAUCCAUAUAAUUAUUAUUAUCCCGGUUGUUUUAAAUUUGAAUUCGAUUCUGCAAAAAAGUGACAUAUGCAUUACACUUGGUAAUUUCAGACAAAUUUGACGAUAACGAAAAUAUUCGAAAUGAGAUUCUAGUUCUGUUUAACAUCAGGGGCGUGGAGUUGGCAUUACAUAAUUAGCAGAAGCAUAUCCAACAAUGUAUAGAUAGACGUGUUGGAAACUUAUUGGAGUCCCUAUUUUUAACUAUCCAAAACUUUGUAGUGCAAACACAUCUAGCAUUACAUUUUUAUUAGAUUAUUUAUGCUAUAGAUGUGUUGUACAACAAUGUUAAAUGCGGAAUGAAUAAUUAGGUUGGGGCUUUAAUAAAUUCUAACAAGUUUCCAACGAUGCCUAAUAAUUCUAUUUGAACAUUGUUGGUUUUUGAACGGUUUUAAUAAAAGUGUAAUUUUAUAGGUAUAAAGUUAGAAGUACCUACAUAAUUUAACGUAUGCUAGUUGAUAAAGGGGGAGGGGACGUCAACAAAUUCAAACUAGUCUCUUUAAAUAUUUUUGAAUAUGUUUUGAAAAGUUCUGCUAACAAUUUAAUGUGUCAACUUUACGUCAUUUAACAUCGCACGUAUAAUACAAAUUUAUAUUAAAACAAAUUCUUCAACCUACGGAAACCGAAAUUACCCAGUUAUGAAUCACCGAUUUAAUGUACCGAUCUGUGUAUAGACUUUUAAAUUUAUUAGUUUAACGUAAUUUUCACAACUUUUAACAACUAUUACGGUUGACGAUCGGCGAGGUACUUUAGACUAACAUUUGAAAAAAAAUGCGCAUCAGCGGUAAAAUUAUUAUUUAUAUACCACGUCAAAAUUUAUCAUAUUUAUUUAUUUUUUUUUUUUAUUUAUAACCUACACUUUAUUUUUAUGUUUAUUUAUUUGUAUUGUCCAGGAGGACAGCUUGGAUCUUAUGGGAUCUUAUAAGCCUGAGAUCUACUGCUAGAAGGUAAAAUAUAUCACAUACAUAUUGUACGUGUAUAUAUAUAUAUAUAUAUAUAUACUAUUAUUUAUUAUAUAUGUACAUGUAUAAUAAUGUAUAUAGUUAUUAAAAUAAAUAAAACUAUGCUUUGGGUUGUGUGGUGAAAGUUUUCAUAGAUAGAUAUUAUUAAUGCAUGACUAUUAUUAUAAUAAUAUUACACAGCUUCUAUACAAUAAAAUUAGUCAUAUACCGUACCUACAUUAUAACAUUAGAAAUGUUACUAUACUAUUUUCUAAUCUUUUUCCAAAUAGUUAGGUACACUAACAUAAUAUAAUAUAUUUGCUGUUAUGUACUAUUAUAAUGUUAAAGUAUGUAUUCUGUACAUCACCUUUAAUACAUUUCUGACAAAUCCAUCCGUAUACAUAAUAAAUCCUUACAAUAUAUUGUGUAUUUUUAAAUAAAACAGUGCCUAGUGUAUUAAAAUACAUUUAUUGUUAUUAUUACUAUUAUUAUUGUGAACACUUGAUGUUAUUUCCAAUAUUAUAGGGUUUUUUUUUUCUUUUUAAAUGUUUGAUAAUGCAUUUACAAGAAAUAUAUUAAUCAUUUUCUUUUGAAAUAAACCGUCUACUUUUUAUUUUCUGGGCAUAUUCGUGUACAGCAGUCUGCAAUACAUGAUCUAGGCAUUUUAUCGACAAUAGUUUAUCGAUUCCGUGUAAAUUAUUACACUGUAGUGUAUUGUUUCAAAAAAAAUCAUCAACAAUUUCCGUACAAUUUAUUCGAGUUAUAGCCUCUUGGUUUUUGUUAAAUUUAAAUUAUUUAAUAUUUGUAUAUUUAUACUAGUUUUCUCAUUGGGGGCUAUAUCAUAUGGUUUCGUUUUUUUUAUAAUGUUUUAAAAUAGUCUAUAGUUGUAAUAAAUUGUAAAUAUAUUACACAGGUAUAAAACAUUUAAUAUUUGGAUUAUUAAAUUCGUUUUGAAACAAAUUGGAUCCCGAAAUCUGCCCAUAAAAUAAAAACUUUAAAUUUGCAGUAUUACGUAUAACAUACGUAAACAAAACGAACAAAUUUAAAAAAAAAUCGGGGAUUUUUGCGUAGGUAUAUAAUAGAUACGCGUUCUUUUAUGUAUCAGUUAUACUGUAAUAAUAUUAAGUUUAAAAUUAUGGAAAUAUUAUUGAAACGUCCUAUAUUGAUAAAUGAUAAGGAUACAAUUCAAUCAAGAGGGCGUCUCAUGUGUUGUCGUACGUGUUAAAUUUGCGUGCAGCAGGAACAACAUUGUAGUGUUAGUUUUAAUAUUAGAGUGAAUUGACCUUUUAACAUACUUAAAGAUAAGAAUAUUAUCUGUUCAACGAUGAUGCUAUUUUUUUGAUGUUUUAAUUUUCAAGAGACAUUUGAAUAUGUCAAAUAUUAUAAUUUUACAGUGUUUAUCUCGCUUGAAAAUUAAAAUAUCCGAAAAUUGCACAGAUUAUAAUUGUUGUUAUAAUAUUUAAGUUUGAUCAUUGGUUAACUCACUCUAUUAUUAAAACUAACAGCACAAAGUUCUUCCUGGUGACAAAUUGUUUAUUAUUAAUAUUAAUAUAUAUCGUACAUUUGUAAUGGUCGGUCCACAUAAUUUAUUUUCACCACUCCGUCGUUAACCGGUGUAACAGAUGCAUUUUUACCGGAUUGUGUUGGUGGCCAGACCAUCCGUUUUUAACGUACAAUUUUCCCGCCAAAUUUCAAAACAUUCCCGCCAUGUAAGGUUAUGUUAUAGUGUUAUAUCACAUUACAUAGAACAUUUGUGCUUCACGUUUACUUAUACUUACAAUCGUUUUUUUUUUUUUUUUUUUAUUGAAGUUCAUAUUGUUUUAAAUUUUCUAGUUGCUUUAAAUUAACAAAUUGAAUUAAUAUAUUUGGAAUUGCAAAAUUUUUUCGGAUGACAUGAAGUAUACAAUGAACGGACGAUAUUGAGUGAUUCCAUUAAUCAAAAAUCGCGAAACAUAAUUUCAAUAUUUUCAUAUGAACAUACACCAUUACCACAAAACGUUUUUCAAAUAUGUUCGUAUAAGGAUUAAGACUUGAUGAAUUAUUGGAACGAAUACGUUAAAGUAUUACAAAUAAAUUAACUGUACUUAGAGAACAAUUAAAAAAUAAUAAUUUAUAUAUUUAUAUAUAUAUGUGUGUGUGUGGCCUAAAAGCUUCGAUUCGCGUGGAAUGCGUUAAAAGCGAAUGUGUCCACUGCCACUAAAAACAAUGACGUGUUUUGAAAUAAAAAAAAAAACAUUAUCUGGUAUCUGUUAUUAAUGCAGAAUGUUGCAUUGCCGAUUGACAGACAACAGAACGUUGUGUAUAUAUUUAUACGUUUAUAUUCAUAUCAAUGUGUUUCGUUUUUAUCAGCUAACGUAUCCGUUUUCAUCGGUUACCUCGGACUAAGAUACACAGGCCUGGGGAAACAGAAUACUCCUUAAAUGUUGUGCAAAAUCUAAGUUUUCGAAAAUAUCGGCUUUAACUACACUUAAAAAUUACAAAAAUCAGAAUUUGAAUAUAUACACAAAAUUUAACCAAAAUAAUGGGUGAGCAGUGAGCACGUUUAUUGAAUCACUCUGUCUGUAUAUAUAUCUUAUAGAUAGUAUAUUUUAAACUUAUACCUACUUCAAAAAUUCUAAGUAGCCAUGUAGGUAAUCACUAAUCAAUUUCAUACAAACAUACAUAAUAUAAUAUAUUACCCAUAUAAAUACUUGCUAUAAUUUAAUUUACAAAAUAAUAUACGUGCAUUAAAAUUAAACCAAAUAAAAUGAAAAGGUAUCAAGGUUCCAAGCUAACAAAUUUUAAUUUUCAUUUGAAGCUUUGAAUAAAGUACUUUUUGAAAUACAUUUAUAUACGCUAUUUCACCUAGGCAUUUUGAAAAAAAAAACUUAUGAGGACUAGAUCUUAAAAGUAUACACAUUAUGUAUACAAGUAUGCAACUUAUGGUAGAGAUGGCUAAUAGAUGCCUCAACAUACGUCGUAUCGCAAAGCGUUGCACAUUCGGUCUCGACCCCGCAUUCCGCAAACAGAUUCGUUUCCAGUUCCAGGCGCGUGUACAAGAGGGGACACUGAAAUUUCAUAAAAAUUAUGAUGAAAGAAGAUUUUUAAAAGUCUUAAAAGUGGUUUCUGUCAAUGAGGAAGAUAAAUACAUCUUAGUUUUAUUUUUAUUUUAUUUGGUACUAGAUAGUAGGUAUAUAGUCAUUUCUAUUUUUUAUGGUUUUCCUGCUCUUAGAAAAUAAUAACUGAUACGGCGAUAUUGCAUUGUCCGCCAUUAUCAUCACAAUAAUAUGAAUUACGUUAUCAUUUAGGCUGUAUUCUCUAAAAAAUAUAAAAUAUAAAAUUAAGUAAUGGGUAUCUAAAAGGCUAAAAAUGAAUGCUAUAAAAUUUUGACAUUUUUAAUAAAAAAAUAAAUAAUCCUACAAUUGAAAGUAUGUUAACUCCUUUGUUAUAAGUGUAUGAAAGUGUACAACAUUAACCCCUCCCCUUUCCUCGAAAUAUUUUUUUGUAAACCUGUCCAGUCCUGUAUGUUUUUAGUCCGUGUCGUUUACCGAUGGAUCGGUGAAAACGGAUAGCACAUGCGGUGCUCUUAACAAGUUUAAAAUUGUGUAUGAUAUUAUUAUUAGUAUUAUUAUUAUGGUUUGCAACCGACACGAUCGAUAUUACAAUAUUGUCUGAUGGUGCGUUCGUUGUUUAAAUAUUAUUAUUAAAUUCAAACCGUACAAUACUUUUGUCACAAUCGGUAAAUCAGAUAAUACAGAUAAUGUAAUACCCACAGUCCUACUAUAUUCAAUGUUCAUCGUCAUUUAGCGUACGCUAAAUUUUAGAUAAUAAACGAUGGUCGCGUGUUAUAAUAGUCAAAUAAUAAAAAGAUAAUACGGCAACAAACAACGGAUGAGGUGCGUUGGUGAUUUCACACACCUAGUUCACUUAUUGUCAAAUGACUCAUGUAGAAAAGUUGUUUUUUUUUUUUUUUUAUUAUUAUUAUUAUUAUUACAUUUUAGUUUUAUUUUCAGUUCGUUUGCGAAUAUUUAACAAAUAAGGUGUUUAAUUUUUUAUACAUAAUAUAUAAUAAAAAACCGAAUAUUUCUAUAAUUUUUGUUUGAUUCGAUUUCGUUGUGCCUAUAAAAAUUGUCAACUUAAUAUUUGACAGUCUUUAGUGUAGAUAAUAUUAAAUAUUUGUUAUUUUGUAUAUUUCAACAUACAAUCGACUGCUGCUCAGGUAACCGAUUUAUUUUAAAAUUAAAAUAUUAUUACUACAACAUUAAACGUCAUCGUUAUAGGUAUACAUUUUUUGCGGUUUCUUGUCGUCGUUGAGUUUUUGACCUUGACGAUUUUACGUUUUUACGUGCAUCGUUACUAUGACAAACUACUGCGCGUUUAGGUUAAAACGAACGAUUCACAAAAUUAUCAAAUCAUUAAUUAGCUACGGACUUGUGUUUAGUUAAGGGGAAUUACGUAGGUUUUAACACGACACAAAUUAGGUACCUAUAUGAUUAGUUUUGCACUCUAUAUUGCACUUACCUAUUGUACCUAUUUAGUAUUUCAGUUCAUUUUGUGUAUUUGCCUGUUUAGUUAUAGUAGGUACAAUUUAACCUGAUACAUCUAAUGUCAGCCGCACAAAACAAAAAUAUUAUUUUCUAUAUUCUAUGCCGUCAAGUAUUUGUAAAUUUUGCAUUAUUCAUUUACUACAUUUACGAUGUUUAAUAAAUAAUAACAUAGUCGUUUUAUGUUCGAUAAAGUUGAUAAAACAUCGACAAGAAGUAAGUCGAUACGAAUAGGUAAUAAAACAACAUUAUUAUCAUUAUCGGUUAUGCAUUUUUCAUUUUAAUAGCCCUUGAUAUUAUUACCUAUUUCUGUACGCACUGUAUUUCGGUAUUUCUACUUAUCGCUAAAAAUAUUAUUUUAUAAUUAUAUUGAAUUUGCUCAUACUUAUUAUGAUGUCCGGUUUCCUAAUAUUUAUUUUCGUAGUAGAUAGUUCAGGUAGCAGAAUUUUGUCUUUUAUAUUAAAUAUUAUUUUGAUUCUUAUGAAUUCGUAGUCCACCGAAAAUAUUAUUUCUAGUACGUACAUUUUCUAAGAUUUAAGCUAUAAUAAACCUUACAGUCAAUCGUCGGUUUGUUUGUUUAUUCGACAAAUUGUUUAUAGUAUAAUUCAUUAUGGAAGUUUAAUAUAUUAUUAUUUUAUUCGUUGGUAUUCCGCGGAAAUGUGCUAAACGCGUCUUUAAACGAAUAUUUCAAACGCCAUAGUGAUUUAGAUUUUAUCUAUACAGUGGCGAAUCCAGGGGGGGGGGUGAUCCCUCCCAUUCACCCUUCAAUUAUACUUACCUGCGUUAUACUCUUGGCUUGAUUCUUUAUUGAGCCCAUCAUAAAUGCGUACCUUUUAAUUUACAUUUUCAAAAUCGCCUCCCCCAUUAUCUUGGAUCCACCCCUGUAUCCGUGCAAUGACAAUGAUAAUGAUAAUAAUAAUAAUAAUAAUAAUAAUAAUAAUAAUAAUAAUAAUAUUCCUUCGUAGAAUUCUUGCGUUUAAGUUUCACCUAUGUAAUGCAUGCGUUUUUAUAAUUAGACCGUCCACGGUAAUAAUAUAAUAAGUCUUCCAGAAAAAUAAAAUUAACACGAUAUUACCAAAUCGUCCGCUGUACAAUUAAAUCCACCUACAUUAUAAUCAUCGUCGUCGUAUUAUAUUUACAGCGAUUUACGAAUUUGUUUUGUUUUGUUUUGUUUCAGUUAGGUGCAGGCGUUGGCGGUUGUAAAAUUUGCAACCAUUCCGUGUUUUUAGCCCAACGUCUGCUUAUUUCUGGCCACCUGUUCCAUCGGACGUGUUUUAAAUGCGCCCGAUGCGGUGCUCUGCUAAGUGUGGCCAACUACUACGAGACACAAGACGGCAAGUACUGUUGUGAAACGUGUCCGGACGAAGAGCGAAUAAUCGUGUCGCCGUCGCCGGUCGAAAACGGACACGGUUCAUUAGUCGGUAAUCGUAGGGCACUAUUCGAAACGCUGGCUGCUGCCGAUUGUACAGAUGACGUGAAAGCGUCGAAAAAAGCGCAGCGGCCGGCCUCGCUUAAAAUGACUGAUUCGAUAACCGAAGAAAAAAUUAUUAGCGACGACAACGACAGCGGUGUCAUUGUCAGCGAUAAAAAAGAGUCUAGUGAUAUGAAAACGUCCACGAGCGCUAGUGGAAGUCGCGAAACUCUCUCGGACGUGAUCGUGGACGAACCCAAAGAAGACGCUCUAAUCGUACCGGAGGACCAAAUAAUUGUUCUCUCCAACACCGAAUUGGACAGUAACAACUCUAUUGAAAGCGUCGAGCCUGACGGUCUGACGGAAAUAAAACAAAUUAGUAGCCCCGUCUUACUGCCGGCCGAACUGAAACAAUUCAACGGAGAACCCGUCGAAGACGCGAAAACCGAAGAUCCGAUUACGGAAUCUGAAUUGCAUGAUGUUGCGAUUAAAGAAACCGUCGAAUCACCGAAUAAAAUUCAAAUUCCAUUAUCGGACGAUUUGAAACAGCAAGUUUUAGAAUGCCCUUUGAGUAAAGAUGCGGAAGAGCCGUCAGCGGAAUCUCCUGAGGAUUUGGAGAUCAAAACUCUCGCGAAUAAGCUACUUAAAAUGGAUUAUUAUGAAAGUAAUAAAGAGGUACCGGUUCCUAGCCCUAGAAAAAAAAUCAAAUCUCCAGUAAAAAUCGAUUAUCCUAAAAGUUUAAAUCCUUUCGAGGAUGAAGACGAUGAUGAUGACGAUAAAGACAAACAUAAUAGCACGAAUCCGUUUGGAUCGGAUUUAGAAGACGAAGAAGAACUCCCAAAAGUCCCAACGAAAACAAAUGUUAGUUUGAAUCCAUUUUCAAGCGAUGAGGAUGAAAAUGAAGUUGUAUCACAACCUCCAUUACCUAAACCUAGGUAAGAAAUUAUUUAAAAUUGUUUAUUUUUGAACUAGGAAUUUUUUGACCAUAAAUUCAUAUAUUUCAUGUAUAGCCAAUUUAAUAUUUUACUAUAUUUUGGCUUAGUGUUCUAAUUGGAUUUAUUGUUAUAGUUCUUCUUUAUGACUAUUGACUAGGUAUUACUAUUUUCGCCAAAGGGUGGUUGGCCAUUGGGGUUUCUAUACAAAAUAAAUGUAACUAAAAGAAAAUAUAAACAAUUUAAUAUGUUUACAACUAGACAACAAUUAUGUUAUGUGUUCAGGAUAGAGAAAAACGUUUUUAUAAUAUUAUAUUGUCUUCAAAUAACUAAAUUAAUUUAAAAAUGCAUGUUUCAAAUGGAAUUAUAAACUAGUUUGAAAUCGUUUUUAAAUUGCGAUAAUUGUUAUUAAAAUUAAAAAUAUUGCUGAUGGGUGUGUCAUUUUUAUUGAUGGGAAGUUAGGAAAUAGGAUAUUAUACAGAUUAAUUCAAUUUGUAUCUGUACAAUGGACCUACUAGAAAGAAUUUCUUUAUAGAAAAGAGAUAUUACACUUAAAGAUUUUUGGUAGAAAAGUGGUUCAGACAGAAAAAAAAAGGGACAUAGUAAAACAUACAUUUGUUGUUGUGCCCAGAAUCUAAAAUAUAACAUAAUUUUAUUAUGUAAUAAAUUUUUUUAAUUUCAGAACAAUGUUAUCUCCUAUAAUGAAACCUAGACACCAAACACAUCGUAAACUAAGUAGUGUCUCUAGUAUAUCUUCUUAUUCGAACUCUCCCCGCAAGAAAAAACCUGCUCCACUACCACCAAAACCUAGACAAUCUCUUGGAAAUAUAGAAUAUUCCAAUAAUACACAAGUGAUUUCAUCCCCCAAUAGUCUAGAGGAUAGUUGUAGUGGUAGCGAUCCGUCGUCAGUUACUAGUCAAGAACAUUAUAGGUUACAUAAGAGUACACAUGGCAAAUGGAAACGAAAAAAAGGUCCAGCUCCUCAAUGUCCAAUACCGCAAAGGAGACGAAUUAAACCCAUGCCCAUAGAAGAUAUCAAACAAGAGUUGUUAGAUAUAGAAAUAAAACAGCAAGAGCUUGAAAGACAAGGAGUGAAGUUAGAAAAAGAUAUUCGAUUAAAGUGUAAUGAAGGUGUGUUUAUAGGGUCAUAAAAAUAUGUUUGAUUACUUUAAUUGAUUAAAUUUAUUAAUAGAAUUUUCUUUUAGAUUUAAACAACGUUGAUGUUGAAGAAAUGGUGUUACAAUUAUUUGAACUAGUCAACGAAAAAAAUGAACUGUUUAGAAAACACGCUGAACUCAUGUAUUUGUAUGUAUUCACUACCAAUUCAAUAUAUUACAUUAUUUUACCAUGCAAUUUGCUUAAACUGUUAAUAAUUGUAGACGAAGACAACAUAACCUAGAAGAAGAACAUGCAGAAUUAGAAUACCAGAUACGUGUAUUGAUGACUAGACCUGAUCACACUAAAACUGAUACAGAAAAAGCACGAGAAGAAGAACUCAUCCAAAGGUAUAUAAUAAACAUGUUAUCAUUAUGAAUAGAAUUAAUCAUUAUGUUAUAGAAUGGUUAAAACACAUAUAAAUGAAAUUGUAUUUGAAUAUUUAUUUUUUUUAAUAGAUUGGUUGAAGUCGUGGAAAAACGUAAUGAAAUUGUUGAAAAUCUAGAAAAAGAUAGGUUGCGAGAAGCUGAAGAAGACCGUAGCGUGUUUAAUCAAAUUGGAACUUUUGCUCAAGGUUCAAAAAAUAUCCAUCGUAUAGUUUACUAAUAUAAAAAUAUGUUUGACAUCGUUAGUGGUUUGCUGAAUGAUGUUUUAAUCGUUUUUAAGGUGAUUGCAUGUGUACGACAAUUUGCUUUUUGUGUUGCUUGAUUUUCAAACAGAGAUAAAAAAUCUAUGGUACAUAAGUUGUUUCAUUUAACUUAAUAAGAAAUAAACUAAAGCCCAAAUUUUCUCAGUAUAUUUAUAAAAAUAACUAUAUUUUAUGAAACGAAAAAUCUAAGUUUUUUUUUUCAUUUAUUUGAUUAUGAAUUUGUUGGUUUUAAUACUUGUAUAUACUAAAACAAGAUAUAUUAAAUAAUAUUUCAAUUCAAUAUUUAUUUAUUGAUGGUUUCAAAAAAAUGUUUUAUAUAUAUAUAUAGAAGUAUUUAAAAUUAUAUAUAUAUUAUAAUAAAUGUUAUAUACUAUAUAUUAUAUGUUAUGUUAUAUUAUAUUUAUAUUUUUUUGUAUAUGAAAACUAUUCGUGUGCUGUUAAUUUUAACAUUAGGGUGUAUUUGUAUAUUAUUAAACCUAAAGAUAAGAACAUUGUCUAUAUUUGAACUUUAGUUUUUUCUCGAUAUUUUAAUUUUUAAGCCAGUUAUGAUUAUAUAAAAUAUUAUAAUUUUAAAAUCAGCUUAUCUCACUUAAAAAUUAAAAUAUCGAAAAAAACCAACGUAUAAACACAAACAAUAUUCUCACCUUUGAGUUUGAUAACAGGCCAACAUACUCUAAUAUUAAAAUUACAACAUUUAUCGUAACAUGUAUACAAACAAAGCCAUAAAAAUAUUGAUAUAUUUAUGUACCCGUUAAAUGAAGCACUAUGUUUGAAGUUUUAUAGUUUUUUGUUAAUAAUUUAAACUUAAAAAAGUUAUUCUAUAAUUCUAAUUUUAUUAUUUCAAUUCUUUUUUUACCUUAGACGUGGAACUGCAUUUGUGGUUUGUGAUUAAUUUUUAUUGUAUGUUUUUAUUGUAAUCGUGCUUGGGAUUGUUGCUACUUUAAAAAAAAUAACAAUCUUUUGUUAUAUUAAAAUCAAUGAAUGCAUAACAUUUUUGUAAUCUUAGUUCUUAAUAAUUCAUGUUCACAAAUACUUUGAAACUAGUAAAAUAUCACUCAUAUUAAUUCCAUUAAAUUAUACAAUUUAUAUCUAUUGAUUUACUGAAUCCUAUUAUUUCUAUACAAUUAUUUAAAAUUAUUACACUUAAAAUGAGUUGUAAUGUUCUGUAUAUAUUUGCAUUAUUCUUUUAAUGUAAUAAAAGAAGUAUCUUAGAAAAAAAUUAUAUUAUAUUUUCAAUAAAUGAGAAAUGCAUUGCUUUUAUACUAACCAUAAUAUUUGUUCCCAGAAAAUAUUUAAGAUAAUAUGGUGAAGUGCUAUACAAUUUGUUUGUAGUAUGUCGUUUAAAGUGUAGUGUUGGCAGUAGAAUGUAUCGCAAUUUGAAAUACAGCCAAACUGAAUUUAAAAUUAUAAAUUUAAUACUUACAUAAUAUUAAAAAAAAAAAUCAAACAGAUAUAAUAUUUAUAUGUGACUAUUCUAAAAUUGAAACAUUUUUUAGGUUUCCAAAAUUAUUUUACUUAAAUAAUAUAUUUUAACAUUAUUAAAAAUUUAUAUUUAAUUACUCAUUUAUCACAAAAAGAAAUUUAUCUUUAUUUCUUAGUUGCUAAGUUUCUUAGUAUUCAUUUUUUUUUAUUAAUCAUAAAAUAUAAAUACUUAAUAGUUCACUUAAAUUAUCUAUUUAUUUUGUUCAAUAAACUAAUAUGUAUUUAGAAUCUGAGAAAAUUGAUUUUAGAUUUUCCACUUAACUGCUAUGAACUUUACAAAGUUGACACAUAUUAAAAUUUUGAUUUGCAUGCUAUUGUAUUCUUAAUGUAAUUGGCAUUAUUAAUUUUGAUUAGUGCAAAUGUUACUGCAUAUUUAAUUUUUUUUGUUUUUUUACCAGAAAUAAUAUAAAAAAAAAUUGAAUUGUGCUUUAUUAUUACAAUUUGAUUAGUUUGAAAAUGUGUAUUGUCUGAUUGAUAUACAGUGCAGCAUAUUUUUUUUGUUUGUAACUAUACAUAAUAGUGUUAAUUUUUUUUUUUUGUGUAAAAUAAUAUUUUGAUUAAUUGUUCUAGACGAAACGUUGCCAUGCAAUAAGCCAGCAGCAGAUAAUAUGUCAGUAGUGAGUGGCAAAAAGAACUUUUCCAAAAGACUGUUGAAGAAUAUCAAAAAGGUUAAAUCAAAAAAAGACAAACAUGAUAACUCGUUGUCGCCAUCUCAAUCACCGUCAAAUUCCUCGUCACAAAGCAAAGGCACACUAAAAAAAUUUAUGACUCUAGGACACUCAUCCAAGAAACUCCUUAGACCAAAGUCCACUUAGGAUUAUCCAUGUGUUUUGAUAUAAAAUGUUUUUGUAAUUUAUUAAUUUCUACAUUUAUUUAUAUUAUCAAGCACCUGAUAAAAUAAUACUCAUAAUGUUGAUAUUGUUCUGUUGCUUGUCAAAUGUUGUCAAAAGUAAAUUUUAUAAUUUUUUUUUUUUUAAUCACUUUAAUAGUUAUUAAAAUGUUGUGUAUAUUAUAUCUGAAGUUAUUUGUUAAUUUUAUAUUAUUAAAUAUUUUUGUUGUAAUUUCAAUAAGAGCCAUAAGAGUCUCAUUAAUGGUUGUGUCGCUUGUGACAACAUUUAAACAGUUUUAAACGCAUCGCGUACAUAAUCCAUUAUAUUAUUGGACCAUGAGCUUGUGCAUAAUAUUUAUGUAUCUAUUUAUUUGUUUUGUACUUAACUAUUAUCAUCAUUAUUAUUAUGAUUCUUUAACAUAGAGAUCAAUUUAAUUUAUUUUACCAAUUAUGUAAUUAAUUAAAUAAUAACCCAUUUACAUGACAUAUACCUAGGUUAUGAACCUAUUUAUAUGUAUUGUUUUUAAUAUAUUUGUAUUAUUUAUGUUUGUACCUACAUUAUUUUAAUAAAAAAAAAAAAAAAGGAGAAGUUAACCCAAUUGUGAAAAUAUUAUUUUGAUUUACAAUAUUUGCAUAUCUAAAUAAACUAUUGAUAAUAUUAUGAAUUAUGAUAUUAUUAAAUUCUAAUAAUUGUUUAGUUUACCAAUAAAUUUAUAAUGAAUU
Cinara cedri is the source of this 46166-nucleotide messenger RNA. The record is from the annotation of a GenBank genome assembly. Lineage: Eukaryota; Metazoa; Arthropoda; Insecta; Hemiptera; Aphididae.